GCCUAGCAGAGAGCAGCUCAUUGCAGGGAUAGGAACUGGAGCUACAAGGAGCAGGUUUCCCUCUCCUCCUGAGCAGAGACCCCAUCCCAUACCCAGGAGUUUAUUAUACAGCAAGGAGCAGUGCCAACUGGUGCUGGGUCACCUGGAGACAUGACUGACACUAUACUUCCAAUGGAUCCCAAGGGCAAAGACCAGGGCUACUUCAGGAAGGUAGGUGAAAACUCAUCGCUUGCUCUGACUGGGGCAGGUGUUGCUGGGCUGGUUAUAACAAACUCUCUGUUAGUAAUAAUGUAGUGCUGUGAUAUAUUAAUAAAUAGUCAGCGGUUUACAGAAUGCUGGACUAGUGUUACUGACACAGUGUAUCAGAGCAGGUAGGAGAGUCUGUGGGGAAACAGAGUAUGGGGGAAUCAUACGCUUUGUGUACAAGCUUGUAAUGUAUAGGGAAGGAGAGUUAGCUGCCAUCCUGGGUAUAAAGAUAGCAUGGUGAGCAGCUACGUACAAGGUAUAGAGAGAGCUCGCCUUACAAGCUGACAAUCUAUUGUACAGGUGACAUGCAAAGUAUAGGAAGAUCCCUAUUAUAGCCUUGCAGUCUGUUAUACAGGGAUUGGGCCGGUGACAUAUAGGCUAUAAAUAGAGCCUUGCUGGCAACCAUACAAUCUGUGGUAGAUGGCAAGUACAGGGUAUAGAGAGAUCUCUCCUUACAAGCUGACAAUCUAUUUUACAGGUGUGGGGACAGGUGACUUAAAGGGUAUAGAAAUGUCCCUAUUAUAAGCUUGCAAUAUGUUGUACAGGGAAAAGGACAGGUGACACAGGUUAUACAGAGAGCUCACUAUCUAGAGAUGGGGGAGGUGAACACAAUGUAUAGACAGUGUUUGGCUAAUAAGCUUACGAUCUACAUGGAUUGGUAAAAUGACAUACAAGUUAUAGAGAGAUCCCUGAUAUGAAACAUCAAGCAUUUAAUCUAAAUAGAGUCCUAUUCACAAGAUUACAGUUUAGAGAUUGAGGGGAAGGUAGAACACAAGGUACAGUGAGACCUGCUCAAAUCACUGAGCAGGUGACACCCUAUUUAUAGAUAUGGUUGUCCUCUGAAGCUUAUGUUUUUCCAUUAAUCUAGAAACUGUUUGUGGACAUAUACAUUGCAGGAGAGCAGAGAGGGGAUUGAGCAGUUUGCAGGGUUCUGUAAAUUAGGGGUGCUAUCAAUAGAGGAUUAGUGUGUGGGCUUCUUGGGAGAGUUGUUCCCUUAUCAAUGUGAAAAAAAUAAAUCUGUGAUCUUAUCUAGAACAAUCUAAAAAAAUGGACAUUUUCUGCCAAGUCUUCAUAAUUUGUGCAAAGGGGAUCUAAUGCCUGGGGGGAUAGAAGGGGUGGGGUACGGGCAAUUAUAAAAGGUUAUGGCAUGCCUAGGUGAGGCUCCUGUCACUUGGGGGAAUUUGUUGUAUUUUUAGACAAGCUAUUCGACUUUAUUUAGUAACUACAGGACACAUUAGCAAGGUUCCUUAUUCUAAUAUACGGAUAAAUUUUAAACAAAUACAAUAUUUGUUUAAAGCUAACAAAAUGAUCCGUGUGACUUUAUUUAGCUAUACAUCUAAUGAUCAGUGGCUUACAGGGGUUCAAGGAAAGGGGGCACCUGCUUGUCAAAAUUUAGUCUUUAGAACGCCCAUUAACCAGGGUCACUCUGUCACUUGCAGAUUAAACCCCGGUCACACCUGCGUUGGUGACUCAUGUUGAUAUCACCGUUUUCAUGGUCACUUUAAAACGUGGCGGCUGCUGAUGUUGAUUUAUGCAGAAUGGGUUAUGUAGAAUGUUGUCUUCUGGAUAUGUCAUGGGGUGUAACAUCCUAAUUUAGUAUAUUGGUACACAGUUAUUAAUAGUUUAUAGAGGGGUGGGAUGUAAACUGUAAGCAUUAAUUGAAAUCCAAUAACAACUGUAUUACUCACUACAGACACUUCUAUCCUAUCCUAUUCUAAAAAAAAACCUCAACCCGUAGUGUAAUUUUACACAAUGGUGUGGAUCUAUAUCUAGCAGUCCAUCAAGUAAGCCAUCUGGACUGUCGAUGUGGCGAUGUAAAAAAAUAAGGAAUUAGGCUGGGGUCUUCUCUUUUGGGUAUUUUUUUUUUUUUUUUUUUGGAGAUCCCAAUAUAAUAUUCCACAGGGACUAGACACGCAACGUGUCUGAGUCUUCAAUGUGUCAUAUACAGCUUAGUAUGGUCAAUUGUAGGCGUUCACAACUUUUUGAUACCAAAUCUUCUUAGACAACUUGCUAAAUAUCAUAGAAUUCUGGCCAAGAUUGGACAUACAUAUGAUCUAUAGCGUCUUUUAAAUAUUGUCACUUAAUAUCAAGACAUAUUGUAGUCAUUGAUUAGAAGGAUUGCAACAGUCUUGAUGAUCAUUUUCUGAAAUCUAUUUUUCCUUCAUUUAUGCCCCUUCAAAGGACUGCUCUCUUAUUGAUUUCAUUGGCCAAAUGUGCCAAUAUGGCACUCUUCAAAUCAGGCCAGCGCAUCUUAUUUAUAUUAAUCCUAAUAAAGCUUUUGAAGAACAAAUUAAUCAUCAGAUGUGAACGUUGGUGUUUUAUUUAUUUCUUUCAAGGUAAAGGAAGCUUUUAACCUAAUCGGCAGAUUUGGGAUAGUUCAUUGAAAGGGCUGUUUGUACGCCAUACAUGAAAGAUUUGACGCGUUUUUUUCUGACAGUGCUGUAAAGCUUUUACUGCCUUUUGAAGAUCCAUUAAACAUGUUAUGCAUUUGAUCUUACUCAGAUGGAUUUCAAUAUUAAACUAAAAACACCUCCUAUCCGUGCGCACAAAUGCCUGACGGUCAGGAGAAAGGAGCGUUCAGCUUUGGUUUAACCCUUGACACUGCCAGAAUGUGGUUUAUUGACUAAACUCUUGAAGUCAAGGCGAUGGUUGUCCUGCUUUUAAUUGAAAACUGCCCAAGUGAAAUUCAAAUUUUAGGCCAAACAGUCAACAUAUAAACUUAGCUGACUUAGAGAAUUUCUUUGCUAAUUGUGGCAAACAAUUUGAAUCUCAAAUUGAAUUUCUGAAAAUUUACAAUUUAGUGAAUAACCCUGUCAGUUAAGCCAGUUCUCAGUUAAAAGCAGAAAAAAUCUCAGUGCUAAAUGCAUGUAAAUUCAAGUGUUAAACUUAACUCACUUAGCUGAAGGGACUCGGCAAAAUCCAGUGAAAAGUGGUUAAGCCUGGGUAAACUUGUAUCCAACUUGGAUGCGGUGGGUUGGGACCCAACAAAGGCAGCCUCACAACAGAUAAAUCCACUAAUGAUUUUUUGUUUACAUUAACCACUUACAUGCCAGUGGGUCCUACAUUUUGCAAGUCUGUGGUCAGCUUACUGUUUAGUGUGUAAACAACCUAAGACCAGGCGCUGUGUGCCACCCACCCCCUGUGCUGUCCACGUUAAUUCUGAAUAAACUACUUUGAAGUAUGGGCCUUUGGUUUGAGUUAAAGUUUAAUCAUUCAGUGUUCUGGUCAUGAAAGGGUAAAUAAAAGUUGCAUUAACAAAGUGCCACUUCAGACGGGAAGUGCCCCAGAGUCAGUCGCCACAUUUAUUAGAAGAGGCUGGGCAUUGUUCCAUCGCCCUAAGAACAGUGCAAAACACUUGAAAUUCUAAUGGUGCAUGCAUGUCUCUGUUGACAAAAUAAAAGCCCAUUUUUUAUUGGAUUGGUUUAGUGACACCAGCAAUAGGCUACAUGUUAUGAUCCACCUGCUGGGCACUGCCUGGCUGACACAGGAUCAUGGGAGUUAGAGCAGCUGAUAUGUUAGCCGCCAACCCAUGUGCUAGGUAGGGGGUUGCCUGCGUUUGUUCUAUAGGUGUGCAACAAAUAGAAUAGGAUGCAUUGUAGCUCUCACAGGGGAACAUUAGCUCAACACAAGGGGGGCAGCUUCAAAGGCUAAUGGCAAAAAGGGGCAUUCUUUGUUUCCAUGGAAACAGGCCAUGGCUAACAUGGGGCCCCAGUACUGUCAGGUUACACAGAAGGGGCCAUACAGUAAGUCUGCAUAUCUGAGACCUCGCAAUAUCUAAUUGCAUAUCUAAUUGCACUCCGUUUUAUAUUUACCGCCAAGAAGUGGGACUUCUGAUAGCGACAUUUUACCAAUAAUGCCCUUACAGACUUUACUGAGCGUUGAAAUAAUUCAAAAAUUUAUGUUUCUGGAAUUCUUAGAGUAUUAAAAAUAAAAACUAAAGUGUCUAAAAAAUUGUUAUUUACUAAAGUGUGUUUUUUUUUUUUUUGUUUGUUUUUUUUUUGGUCGUGGCGGGGGGUGGGGGUUAAGAGUUUUCAGUUCAGCUAAUCUGUUCUAAAAGUAUAAAAUUCACUUUGAAUUCCCAUACCCAUCACAUUUUAGUGAACAACCUUAAACCAUUUUCAUGCAUAAAUUUAUUAACAAUGUGGCUGUCAAAGUGUGGAAAUGCAAUGUUAUGCUCUUUAAAGUGACACUGUGGGGCUUAUUCCUUUACCAAUGAAUUAUAGUGAAUUGGAAGCACAACCGCAACAUUUAUUCUAAAACAGCCAGGCUGUGACUGACUGUAGCAGGGCUGGCGAGUUUUUCUAAAACAUCUAUGUUUGCCUAAAUUUUGUAAUUUGCUUUUCAAAUCACUGUAAUUAACUGUUUAGUGAAUAAACCCCAAUUGUCAACCUUCAUCCCCAAGCUCCUACUUGGUAUAUGCAAAAUGGCUGCAGUGUCCGGCCUACACAGGCAUGUGAAGCCUUUAUUAGAUUUUCAUUGGUAGUUUUCCAGGGAUGGUAAAUCCUUAACACUAGAAGCUAUGGCUUGUGCAGGUUAAUGGACUGAAGUAAGUUAAAGAAAACAAAAAAAAAAGAAGAAAGAAAGUGAAUUCGCUCCUUUUAAUCUCCUCCAACUCCGUCUCCAGAUCUUGCAAUUCAGGUUCAACUAGUCUUGUAGGUCUUUUCCUUUUUAUGUAAUGAUUCUCUUUGACAUCUCACUUACUGUUUUGAAUCAGAGUUAACCCUUUUUGUUUCAAACUGCACUAAGCCAGCUUCUCUGGACUACCACCCCCAGGUUGCUCAGCCAGCCAGAAAAACUGUAUAGGUGUGUGGCGGCCUACCUUUGUAAGACAAUUUGAGUGUUAAGCAUUGACUGUUUUAGAAAAAAAUAAAAUAAAAGCAAGGCCCUGGUGAAAAGAGGGUUAGUAUGCUAAGACUAUAUAAACAUUAUUGCUUUGUAUAGAACUUAUUUUUUUUUAAACAAUGCCCUCUAUAAACUUUUUAUACGUUAAUAUAAGUAAACCUAUUAUAAGAUUUUAUUUAUAACAGUUUUAUUGAACGUAGCAGCCUCUCCUAGUUCCUGCAAUGAUGUCUAAUGAUUUUAUCAUUAUAAACAAUAUAAAACACAUUUUGGUUUACACAUAAAUAGAACUUUGUUGGCUUAGACAUUGCAAACCCUUUAAGUACGUAAAGAGAACACGACUUGUAAAUCUCAAGAGUCAAAGAGCCCAAGUUCUAAAAAUGUUAGAACAUUUUGGUAAAAUCUACCCUUUAUUACUAUGCAUAUACGUCUAUUGAUUUCAUUCUUUACUGACCUCCUGAAACUAUGGUAUGUUUAACUCCAAAAUAAAUGCAUAAAUUCAUUGGGCUAUCUAAAUAUUCUAUUUGGCUCUUAAAAUGUGCAGUUUGACGCCUACAGGGAUCCAUCUCUUUAAUAGCCAACUAAAACAUUUGGCUUCUAAAAUUCUCCGCUAUCCUUCUAGACUUCUAAAACCAUCCAAUUUGACUCCUAAAAUCCUGCUAACAUCAUUCCGUUUGUAUGUUCGGUUAUAUCUCCUUAUGGGUCUACAUUCCUUUUGUUUAAUACACAGAUAUAGCUAGCUGGAAUACUAAAACUCCCAUUUUACUCUUAAAAUUAUGUAUCUCAUUAGUGACCAACCCUGUCUGCGACUUCUUUUAUUUUGGUAUCCGGACAACAACAGUCCAGUGGUUUUCUCUCAGAAGAUUGAAGAUCAUUGCAUUAGCAACCUACUUAAGCAGUAAACAAAGGGGGUUAUCAGUAACGUUCAGCUGCAUUUUUACCUGUUUCCCUUCCUGUUGUGCAUCCCAAACAGAGAUGCUAAGUGUCCUUAGUUAAACAAUCAUCCCUUUAUUUUCUUGUCUAAAGAGCCAGCAGGACUGUCUAUACCUAUUGUGGGAGCUGACUGACCUACUGGGCUAUUAGGAUUUUAAUGAUUUCUGGCACGCUGGGUGGUCACUUGCCACUCACAGAGGCUUUGAUCUCUGCAGAACCACUAGGGAGUUACAAGUCCCAGUGCUGCUUGUUUUCUGUUAGGAAUUGUUUAAUUGAUCCAGUAGGAAUCCUCAAGAACCUGAGGUAUAUAGCAUUCACAUGCUCUCGCAGCAUAUGAAUGCUAUAUUCUACGGGGCAGCACCAGUCUAAGGUGAAAUGAUAUCAGUUUAGGAUAACAUGUUUAGUCUUGUACUUCUCCUUCAGCCAUAGCAAAACAUUUUAAGAUGUGAUUUUACAGCAGUGCAGGUAUUUACAAAUCCAAGUUAGCUGUGUUUUAGUUUUUUAUUAUAUUGAGAAAUUGGAAAGGGAAUUGCAAUUUUUGGGGGCCAAAGUAGCCUGAUCAUCUGUUUUUCCAAAUCAGUACUCCUCAAUUCUCCACAAAUUCUCAGUUUUUUUGAAUAACCCAUGCGGUAUAAAUCUGGAUUCACUUUUCUGUUAGCAUUAUCUGUGAUCACGAAUACAAAUGACACGUUAACUACUUAUAAUGGGACGUGCGUACAAAAUUCAGCCGUAUUACCUUCGCCUACGUGCAGUAAAAAUGUUAAAGGCUGCGAUCUUACUCGACUUGGAGAAAAUAGCUCAUUUACAUGAUUACUUUAUGGAGCAUUAAGUAACAAGUACAAAUGAUUCAUAUUGUGGAAUAAUGGCAAGUCAUGCACAUGUUGCUGUAGUGAGUGCUGUCUUGUGCUGUACACAGAGAGGCUGUACACUUGCAAACCAGCAUCCAUUGCCUCUGGGUCAAUGUGCGUGCUAAUAUUGUGUGCCACACACUGUCUGGUCUUGGGAGUGAGCAAGUAAAAAUGGUGUUUCAAACACUUAAAGGGACGGUAAAGUAAAUGUCACAAACCAUAAAAGAAGGGAUUUACAGGAGUGGACGAAGAGGUCUAAGGAAAAGAGUUAAAAAUUGAAUGCACCACAAGAGGGGUCUAAGUAAGUGGAAGUGAGAUUAGAUAAAAGCUGAAAUCUUGAACCAAUUCUCUCCAGGUGUUGCACAGCUGGGGAUGAUAUAUCUCAAUAGGACAAUCCACAAACACAUGAACGCUGGUUGAAGGAUUAACGUGAGCCUAAGUACUGCCCCAAUCUGUAUUGUAUGCCAAGAUGUGCAGAUCUGAAACCAUCACAUUCACAUCCAGGAAAGCACAAAGCUUCUUUUCAUCAUAAGGAGCACAUGCCGAGCAAAAUGUUUAUCAAACAAUCCUAUUCUGAUGAACACAUAUGAUUACAUGAACAUUUAUGUUACGAUCUGAAUGUUGCAGUCUAACCUGGAAGGGGACGUACAUGGACUAAUGUCAACCAUUAGCAUUACUACACAAUCUUCAUUCUCAAAGAUAUUAUUCAAUAAAAGACAUCUGCUCGCAGGCAGAUCUGUGUAUUCAUAGUAGCCAAGUUCUUCCACAUAGAAUCAAGAGCUCCACCUAGUACAAAUUGCCGGUUCUAAUCACUUAGGUCUCCUCGUUGAGUAGGUAACUACAAGUUAUCGUGACUUAGCAAAUGUCGAUUAGUAGAUAUUAUUGAGGAAUAAUUUAUGAAUCCAUAAACUUGCUUGAUGAACUGAACCGUUUUUUUCAAAUCCCUAUUUUUAUCCAUCUAGAUGCCCUUUGUUUUAUUUAUUUAUUUAUUUAAAUUCACUUAGUAUAUGUGAUGUACUUUUUGUUAUGAAGCGUGCGAUCUUUGGCGAUGGUCUGUUUCAGUUCCCAAAGUAAUUUUACCAAAAAUCCAUCAGUUGCAAUAGUCCCAUGAAAGGAUCCGGAGGACAGAUUCUACAGAAAACGUGCCUUAAAAUAUUUUGCUUAAAUUGGUAUACAGUCACUUGAGAUUAGUGUUGUUUUUUUUUUGUUUGGUUGCAUGCAGACCUAUUUCUAAACAUUGUUGGGUUCUCCACUUGUUCCUUCAUUGCAUUGAGCGGCAUUAAGCGGCAGGAGGGACUUGUUUUAUUUGUAAACGUGACAGUUUUAGACAAGGAUGUCUACAAUAGCUGGAUUGCUACCUGGCCGACUUUCCAAAUAUGGUCAGACUAAUCCUUGUCUACAAUUUUAAGAGAACUCGAGGCUGUCUUUGGAAUUUGUUCUAGAUAUCGUAGUACAUGUUCCUCUAGACAGUAAUCUGUUAUGGGUAUGUGGCAUCAGUUCUGGCACACUUGGCCUCUUUUCAGCUAUUGUUGUUGCUUUCAGACUCACCUUGGAGUCACUUGGUACCUCUACAUCAAUGACAUGACUUAAAACAAAAUUGAUCGUUUAUGUGAAGGCAUUGCAGUUUAUUCCCAGACAUCUCUCAAUAAAAUAUCAAAGCUUUGUGGGUGAAUGCAUUUGCUACCAGCAGGUGUAUACGAUGUAUUUGUAAUAUAGAUAAAUGGCUUGUUUGUAGUAAAGAUUUAUGAGCGAUGAGAUUAGCGUGGGUGGAGUGGCAUUGCUCCUGUCUAAAAGAACAUCUUAGAAUAAAACCUGCUGGGCUUCUUAUAAUGAACACAUGGCUACUUUAUUAUUUUGUGUAACUCCGCAGCAGUCAACAGCUCUAAAUGCUAAUCUUGACUGGUUCUAGAAUUGACUCCUGCAAUGGGCUAGGGUAGUCAACACAUUUGGAAACCUUGACAAUUAAGAGGGGGUGGAGAAGUUAAAUGGGAGGACCUUUAUCUAUCAGAAGAUGUGUGCAGCAAAUUGUUCUAGAUAAUGACUAGGGGCUGAUUUCUGUUGAUUUAAGACUGAAGUGUCAUUGAUUUAGCCAAAAAGAGUUCAGAAGUCUGUAACCUUUAGACUUUAACGGGAGGAUGGUUUGAGUAUACCACGUAGGAUAUAUUGAGAUUAUUAGUUACUUUCAGUGCUUGACUUGGGCUUAGAUGAUAUUACUAUCCAACUCCAUGUUACACAUUUUUUUUUUAAAUCAACAUAGCAUCUUCACUUUUGUUCUGGAGUAUAAAAUGUUAUUUACCAACUCGCUGUUCCUAAUCAACCUCAGAAGGAGAAAAUGUUGGUUGAACCACGGGUUCUGAUUUUCAAACAGGUUGUAGAAGUGGUGCAUGUACUGCCUGCACUAAUCUCACCGGUUCUGAGUGUGAUAGAGCCCGUGAGAUAGCGGCUAGCUCCAUGCACUAUGUACAAUAGAUUAUAUUGAUUCUGGGAAAGGCAGUAGAGUAGAAUUGUUCUAGAAUAUUUGUCAAGUAUCUAGAUGCACAUACCGUUCCACCUUGCAUCAUGUACAAAGUAAUGUAAGCUCACUACACUCUCUCCUGUUAAUCAUUCGCCACUGACUGACAAGCAAUGAUAUUCUGUUGACUUCAAACAUUUACCUGACAAUGCGGAGGAAUCACAGCACAAUGUACAAUGAGGUGUGAUAACAUUUCACAUAGAUAAGAUCUCUUCUACCUGAAAAGAAUUUGUCCAGAUCAUAUUUCACAUAUCUGUCCUUCCCCUUUGUAGUUCAAUAGUUUCCAGAUGGGAGAAAGUGCUCAGAGCUGUAACGUAUCCUGCUCCCCAUACGUUUCCAUUUUAAACUGGGGUGGGGGAAAAAUGUACGAGGCAAAACACGACCCAUUAAUUGACGUGUUCUGUAACACUUACUAUAUAUGUAAAAGUUUCCAAAUUGUUAUUUAAAAUGUGUGUAUUUGCUAAUAAUUAUUUUUCUUUUACAAAUUUUAAGAUUAUAAUUAGUCAGCAGCAGUGUUAAUUUUAUCGACUAACAAUUUUAGUCAAAUUUGUGAGAUUUAGUCGACUAAAACAAUUCAGAUGACUACAAUACGACUAAAACUAAAUUGAAAUUUGCCGCCAAAAUUAAAACUGGUCAGCAAGCUGGUGAAAAAUGUUCCCCUUUUCAGUUCUGAAUCUCUGUCUUAAGGCAGCUUGUUUUCAUUAAUGGUUGAAUUUACUCACUAUCCCUCAAAACAUCCAAAUUUUUCAAAGAAUUGUCUUUCCCAAAGAUCCUCCAAGGCCUUCUGAAAUUUAGCUCUGGUAAUAACUUAUCAAGCUUCCAUGAUCGAAUCGUGGAGUCCUGUGAGUUCUAUACCUAUUGCUUAAAGUAGCUCUUCAUUUCAUCAACCCUUAUAUUACUUUCUCGACACAACCACAAGGAUCCCAUAUUAUUAUUAUUAUUUCAUUAUUUAUAUAUCGCCAGCAAAUUCUGUAGCGCUGUACCAUAUGAAGCUUUUGCUUGAAUGUCACUUCUUCAACUUUGGAACAGGACACAUCUCUUCAAAUAUGUUUUACAGAUUAAACCUACUUAAAUGUAUUAACUUUCUUUUUCUAAGGAUUAGUAACUAUAUUAGCUCUUUUUGUGAAUUUUAUUAGACAACAGAAUGAAUGACCUUGUCCUUCAAUCUAAAUAUUUAGUAUCUUUACUGGUCAACUCACCAAAGGUGAUUUGAAACAACAUUUAUUGCACUGUUCAUGAAAUUUCAUAGAGUACAGUUUUGAAAAUAAUUAAACUUAAUUUAGUAGUAGCAAGUUGCUGAAAGGUUUAAAAUAUGCAGUAGUUGUCGUGGACAUAUCUUAUGAUCAUAUAUGAUUGAUUGGUUUAGCAAAGUUCUCUGGCCACAGAUUUCCAUAGGGAUCAGUGAUUUCUACAUUUUCAAUAUCUGUUCAGUCGUUAAAUAAUGUUUUUACCUAUUUUGUCUUUCUAUUUCUCUUGGUCGACUUGUUACCUGGGCGUCUUUGUACCACAUUCCUGGCAUGUCUCCAAUAUCAGAUCCACCUGCCAACCAUUGUUUACCUUCUUCAAACGGGCAUGAGAUUUAGUUUAAAAAAAUGAAAAACUUUGUGAGUGAGUAAUAAGUGUGUUAUCAGGGUUUAACAAAACAAAAUAUGAUCUACAGAUUGGGUUGAUUUACACACUCAUUUGUUUAAUUUAAAGGGACACUGUAGGCACCCAGACCACUUCAGCUCAUUGCAGUGGUCUGGGUGCCAACUCCCGUCACCUUUAACCCUGCAAGUGUAAUUAUUGCAGUUUUUAUAAACUGCAAUAAUUACCUUGCAGGAUUAAGUCAUCCUCUAUGGGCUGCCUACCAGACGCUAUGCAUGAGGACCUCCAGCAUCGCCGGAAUCCCCAUAGGAAAGCAUUGAAUAAUGCUUUCCUUUGGGGAGGUCUAAUGUGCGCACGCGGCCAUUGCUGCGCAUGUGCUUUAGGUCUCCCCCGCCGGCAGAUUCAGGUAAGUGACUGAAGGGGUUUUAAGCCCUUUAGCGAUCUCGGAUGGGGGGCACUCCAGGAUUCUCUUGUGCCAGGAAAAUCACUAGAGAAUCCUGUUAUAUAUUCCUAUAUAUAUUAUUUUACACGGUAUUAUACUGAUCAUAUCUGACUAUAUAUAUAUAUAUAUAUAUAUAUAUAUAUAUAUAUAUAUAUAUAUAUAUAUAUAUAUAUAUUCUCUAUCUAUCUCUACACAGACUGACUGCUCCAUAGAUAUUUGGUCCAGGCGACAUAUUCCUCUUCUCCUUGUGUACAUAUGUUUUUGUUUUUUUUUAAUAUAUUUUAGGGCAAUCCUCUAAUAAAAGUUUCAAGUUUUAAUAUACCAAUAAUAAUUUCACUUCCCUGUAUCCUGCAUCAAAUACACUCCACUUUCUUCUUUUCUUAGUUAAUUCCAAUUUUCAGGGUUACCGCCUUGUAGGAGUGUUUUUGGUAUUUCCAAUUCUCUGGGUUACCCCCUUGUAGGAGUGUUUUUGGUAUUUCCAAUUCUCUGGGUUACCCCCUUGUAUGAGUGUUUUUGGUAUUUCCAAUUCUCUGGGUUACCCCCUUGUAGGAGUGUUUUUGGUAUUUCCAAUUUUCUGGGUUACCCCCUUGUAGGAGUGUUUUUGGUAUUUCCAAUUCUCUGGGUUACCCCCUUGUAGGAGUGUUUUUGGUAUUUCCAAUUCUCUGGGUUACCCCCUUGUAGGAGUGUUUUUGGUAUUUCCAAUUUUCUGGGUUACCCCCUUGUAGGAGUGUUUUUGGUAUUUCCAAUUUUCAGGGUUACCCCCUUGUAGGAGUGUUUUUGGUAUUUCCAAUUUUCAGGGUUACCCCCUUGUAGGAGUGUUUUUGGUAUUUCCAAUUUUCAGGGUUACCCCCUUGUAGGAGUGUUUUUGGUAUUUCCAAUUUUCAGGGUUACCCCCUUGUAGGAGUGUUUUUGGUAUUUCCAAUUUUCAGGGUUACCCCCUUGUAGGAGUGUUUUUGGUAUUUCCAAUUUUCAGGGUUACCCCCUUGUAGGAGUGUUUUUGGUAUUUCCAAUUUUCAGGGUUACCCCCUUGUAGGAGUGUUUUUGGUAUUUCCAAUUUUCAGGGUUACCCCCUUGUAGGAGUGUUUUUGGUAUUUCCAAUUCUCAGGGUUACCCCCUUGCAGGAGUGUUUUUGGUAUUUCCAGUUAAUUCCAAUUUUCAGGGUUACCCCCUUGUAGGAGUGUUUUUGUUAUACCAAGCUCAUCUCUUUUCCUUUUUUGUGAAACCAUUCUGUUUUCAUGCAUGCUGUGUCACAGGCAGCCAGAUGAGGUGUGGCUAGGGCUGCAUAAACAGAAUCGGAAAAGUGACCUCAGCAGGAUGCUCAUUUCUGAUACAGCUUUAUCACUGAAGGUGACAAAUAAUAAAUUGGACAGGGUAUAUCUAGAUUAUCACCAGUACGGUGAUACUUUACAUUUUUCUUUAAAGAUUAUUGCAUCACAGGUCUAUUUAGGCAGUUCUCAUUUUAAACAAGUCCGUGGCAGACGGGUUAGAUAUGUUGGGUUUUGAUAUUUACGACUUUGGGUGGAACAGUCUUUUUUUUUUCUUGUUCUCACUAAAUACUAUUUUUCCUUUUCUGAUGAAUAACCGUGACAUGUUCCCAGCACUGAGCUCUUUUUCCGGUAAACAGAAAGGGACUUCAUUGUAUAUUGUUUAAAGAUUUAAUAUUGAUAGACUCAUCCUUGGCACAUUUUGCACGACUCUUUAAUAUUACCUUGGCCAAUUUGACCCCCUUGUAGUCUCUUUGAAAACAUCAAUACCUCGGCUGCUAGGUUUUCCAGAUGAAUCACGUUUUAUUGCCCAUAGUUACGGCUGCCUGAAAGAAAGACCUGACUCGAGAUGUUUGAAAUGAAUGUCAGUAGACAAUAGCCCGUUUCCCAGCCCAUGCUGUCACACCAUUAUCUGUUGACAUCAGCUCCACAAGGAACUGUUCUUGAUCCUUGUGUUUGUCUUUAAAAAAUACAAGCUUCUCAAAUUACUAGAAAAUUCAUAGGGAACUGUAACAGUAGCGGCGAGGAAAUGGGACAGUUAUGUGUUACACCGGAUACCAAUUUAAUGUUGGAGACACACGUCUGGCCAUUGUGGCAAGGAUGGUUUAAGGAUGAUGUAGAAACCACAAAAUCAGUUUUAAAAUAAAUUAUAAAGUUGUAAUGUUUGCUAGAUCCACCAUCCUAUCAUAGGCACAAAUCCUUUCUUCUCAGUGAUGUGCAGGCAUGAAAAGUGCUGCCCUUGAGAACAUAGAAUUCAGAUGUUAUAGAAAGGUAAUCAAACAAUUCAUCCAGGCAUAGGCAACCUUUGGCACUCCAGAUGUUUUGGACUACACCUUCCAUGAUGCCUUACCAGCAUUAUGGGUGUAAGAGCAUUAUAGGGGAUGUAGUCCACAACAUCUGGAGUGCCGAAGGUUGCCUAUCCCUGAUUCUAGGCUGUUCCUUUUGGACUCCCUUUUGGUGUGAUUAAUUGUCUAUUGUAGCAUAUAAUGUGAUCCUCAUCAUUUUGUUAUGGCCUUUAGACUGAAUUAUAUACAAAAUUAUCUUUGUUUAUUUUCAUUGUAGCUGUGUACUGUAUGUGCCAGAGCAGAGUAUGUCCUUAUGCCUGUUAUUUACCUUUAUGUACUUCCUUCCUUAUAAAACUUAAAUUUCAUACCUCGCAACAUUUCAAAUAGACAAAGAGGGACACUUUAACUUUAGAGGUGUGAGUGGGGGUGUGGCUGUUUUCUGUUAUUUUAGGUGACUAAUAACAUUUAAUAAGUCAUGCAACUAAAAUUAUAAUUAAGACAUAAAUGUAUCAUUUAUUCAGACUGAUUUCUAAACACAUUUAUUGUAGUUUACAGGCACAUUACUGGGAGUAUUAUUGCUGUGGAGCUCUGUUAUACAGACACGCCAACAAUAUCCCUCUAGAAAGGAGGGAUAUUAGGAUAGAAAAGAGGGACAGAGGAAUUUGAUCCCAAAAUAGGGACUGUUCAUCCUAAAUCAGGACACUUGGGAGGUAUGGGAUUCUGCAAAUGUAUAUAACCAUUCAUACAGUGCAGUCCACCAGUGUUUUCAUAACUGUAAAUACUAAAUGGUUCAUGGAUUAAAGCUCAAAGUCAGUACUUUAUCAUCUUAGUCCAAGGCUGUCGAAAGGCAUCCCUUUGAUGUUAGUGGAUAACAACUCCCAUAAUUCUCUGCCAAGCUCUGGCAGAAUUAUUGGUAUUGGAUGAGAAAAUCCAGGGGGGGAGGAGUGGGGUGGGCACAGGUGAUUUCUCUGUGCAAGUAUAUUUUUUGCAAUUUUUAGGACAAAUGUGCCAGAAUUACAAGGUCUGCCUUGUUUUCCUGGACACCGUCUCAUUUAUUCAUGGUGAUUACUAGCACAUUUAAAGUGCUGGCUACUGUAUAUAUAAUUCAUAUGCUACUAGAGAGAAAUUGCAUCAAGAAGCUGCCUUGCUUAACUGAAACUUUUUUUUUUGUUUGUUUUUUGAAUUUUGUAAAAAAAAAAAUUUACAGCAUAUGUACACCAGGUUUUGCAGGGCAGCCAUUUUCAUGCUCUGCCCAUCGGCUUGAUCAAGUGGGGUGUGUCGAAAAAAACACUGUGGCUCUGAGAUUCUUUGCUGCAUUCUGAAAACAUGAUAAAAGCGUGUAUCUGUCAACCAUUGUACAGCGCUACAGAAUCUGAUGGCGUUAUAUAAAUAAUAAAAUAAUAAUAACCAGCAGUGUAUGCUUUCUUUCAGUCACUAUGGUGGGCUUGUAUGUGACCUAAUUUUUGUUUUGUUUACCGCAGGGUAAAGCGAUCGCACAGACUGGACGCAGCAAACUACAAAAUCAAAGGGCUGGCCUAAACAAUCAGAUCCUAAAGGCGAUGCGAAUGAGAGCUGGAGCAGAGAACCUUCUACGGUACGUUCCCACCGGUUCAGUUCACUCCUGUGGAAAGAUAGAAAAUGCAGCCUUUGUUGUUCACGGCUUUAGUGAUCUCCGGUUCCCAGAGCAUAUUCCCAACAGAUGCUGCCUAAUGAACACAGCACUUUGAUUGUAGCAACAGUUCAUUCCUGGGUGACCCCCUCCCUGCCAUCAACACAUUGUAUAAUGGUGACAAGUAGCUCGCAGUUUGGAAAAAUUAGAACCUCUUAGUAAAGGAGCAGACAGAAUUGGUUUAACCUUGUGCCGCAUGGCAUGGCUGUCUUGGUGGAAAAUAUUUCUUGCAGACUUUAUCUAGAAGGGACUGAUUUGAAUUUAGAGUUUUCCAGAGCCACGUUUGUUUUUCCUGGAAACUUAUCACUUCUCCAUGUUGCAGGGCAGAUCAUAAAAGUGUCUGCCUGCAACAUGUUAAAAUUCAAAUGCAUUAAUGAAGAAAUGAUUCUGCAGCACAUGAAUGCUAUAUACUGCUGGUCAGGAAAACACAGCCGUGCCUGGGUGAUUAACUAAGAUGUGAAGUGUUGGGGAUUCAUGGUGAUUUGCAAAUUGUAGGCCACAGUAGCGGAGCUGAAUUGAAAACAAAGCAAAAAAUUCUCCAUUUUGGGUGUUUUAACCAUUCCACAACAAUGCGUAGAAUUGUCAGGUCUGUCUUUAUUUCUGGAUGCGUGUCUCCUUCUCGUUGAUGGGCAGUGCGUGAAAAGUACUGAUCUGCCACAAGUGGGAUUCAUACACCGUCAGAGAAAGUCAGUUAAGCAGGGUAUAUCCUUCUUGAUUGACUCGUCCUGCAAUAUAUGAAUUCUACAUGUAGCACUUUUCAUUUCUUGCCCAUCACUAUGAAUAAGAGAUAUAAUGAUCAGUGGAACAUGGCAUGUCCGACAACUCCUAGCCACCGUGAGUCUUGACUCGCAUGUUUGUAGGAACCGUAAUGACUGUAAGUUUUGUAGAUUCCUAACUGGGGGAAAUGGAGUGGAAUAGAUCAUUUAGUUCUGUCCCAGAUAGCAUCCUUUUAUUCCGUGUGUAUAUGAGAGAGAUUCACUCGUCUGUACGUGAAAAAGAGCUCUGUCAAUAUGGCAUCUUGGCAAAGCUCCAUUGAUUUGUUUAUUUCCUGACCCCUAUGCCCAGUUGGCAGCCUGCCCUUCCUUGUAAUCUGUGAAUGUCUGUUUAUUACCUUAAUAACAGGCAUAAAAACUAAUAAUAGGCUUUAUAUGUUCAGGGUAUUAUUAUUCUUAAUAUAAAAUCUCCCCGAUGUGAAAUGGAACGAGGUUUUGUUUCCCAGGCCAUGUUAUCCUGCCAGGGGGCCUGGAAGGUCCCUCGCUAAAGAAACUCCUAAUGACUGCUUUUCCCUAUACCAGCUUUUCUCUCACCCUCUCCUUUCUUCUCCCUCCUUUAUCUGUCUGUUAUUCUGCUCCUUAACUUUCGCUUUCUCUUUGCUCUGCAAUUUUUGUUUCUCCCCGUGUCUCACACUUUCACCCCAUUGUGUUCUGCUGGGUUUUUUUUUGCCUCUUCCUUAUUCCUUUUCCGUCUAUUUUUCAUUUAUUUUUAUCUGUUCCCAUCUCUCCUUUCUGCAGUCCCCCUUUCCCCCCCUCACAGUCCCUCCUUUAUUCUGCUUUCCCCAUUCCUCAUCUAUUUUCCUCCUCUCUUCCACCAUCUCUUCACUUUUCCCCCCUCUCCAUCCCACUUUCUGCCCCACCUUCUCUCUCUUCCCUCCCUUACCCCAAUCUGUCUUCCCUCCAUUCUUUCCAUUUUUGCUCACCUCUGUCCCCUUUUCAGUUUAUAGAAAUCAGAUAUUGAAUAAAAGCCUUGUAGCUAUGAUAUUUGUGCUAUCAUUUAUUAAUAUUUCAGUAGAUGCGUUGGCGAGAAUUUAUUAUAUUUUUUUUACACUCGAAGUCUCUGCACAAACAUGUUUCAACGCUUGCAGCCCAAUACACAGGAAGUCAUGAGGAAGUCUGUAAUGUUCUCACAAAUUGUAACGAGUGUCUCCUGUUUACAGUACUCACGGCUAGUCAUGGCGAUGUAUCUGGGAAACCGCACUACCCUUAAUUUAUAAAUAUUAUGUCCCAUGUGAAUUUAAAGGUGUGGAAGAUGUAUCUGUCUGAGAAAACAAAGUGUGUCUGGAAACCCUACUAAUACCCAAAUCAGGUGCUGUCUGUAUGAAUAACAAUAUUAAGUUACUGACUUAAAAUGUAAAUGUAUAUUUUUGUAGUACUAUGGGCGCAUAUCUGUGCUCCCACAAUGGCUAGAGCAUCAUAUCUCACUAUUACACAUCAUUUAAAGGGACACUAUAGUCACCAAAACAACUUUACCUUAAUUAGGCAGUUAUGGUGUAUAUAUCCCGUAUCUGAAGUUACAUUAAUCAGUUCUCUACCAUUUAGGAGUUAAAUAACUUUUGUUUCUAUUUAUGCAGCCUUAGCCGAACCUCCACUGGCUGUGACUGACACAACCUACAUGAAAACAAAACGGUUUUAUUUUCAAUCAGAUGUAACUUACUUUAAAAGUUUUUAUGUUCUGCUCUGUAAAUUGAACUUUAAUAGCAUGCAGGAGGCACCUGCAAGCUAUUCACAGAACAGGAGAAAAGAAAUUCUAGAUGGAACAGAAUUUGCAACAAAGAAAAUAUAAACUCUUUACAGGACGCGUUUAGGAAGGCUGUGUAAGUCACAUGCAGGGAGGUGUGACUAGAAGUACAUAAACAAAGUGAUUUAACUCUUAAAUGGCAGAGAAUUGAGCAGUGCAGGGGCAUGAUCUAUACACCAAAACUGCUUCCUUAACCCCUUAAGGACCAAGCUUCUGGAAUAAAAGGGAAUCAUGACGUGUCACACAUGUCAUGUGUCCUUAAGGGAUUAAGGACACAUGACAUGUCUGACAUGUCAUGAUUCCCUUUUAUUCCAGAAGUUUGGUCCUUAAGGGGUUAAGGUUCGCAGACGUACUAGGUACAUCCGACUAAUACAGUCCCUAAGGACCGUGGACGUACCUAGUACAUCAGUGGUAUUCUUAGUACUUACCCAAUCGUAGCCGUUCCCCCGCCGGCGAUCGGUGUUGCCCCCGGUCUGGGGGGACUGCCUGACAGCCCAGACAGUCCCACUCGGCAAAUUAAUCCCCCGCAGGACAUGUGACCACAGUGGUUACAUGGCUGCAAUAAGAGUCCAUAGUGCUGCCUGCAGGGGGACUGCCUGAACUGACAGGCAGUCUCCCUGCUUCUGUUAAAUAAGAUAUAUAAAUAGGUUAAUAAAUUAAAAUAUACUCAUAUAUAUAUAUAUAUAUAUAUAUAUAUAUAUAUAUAUAUAUAUAUAUAUAUAUAUAUAUAUAUAUAUAUAUAUAUAUAUAUAUAUAUAUGUGUGUGUGUGUGUAUAUGUAUAUAUAUAUAUAUAUAUGUGUGUGUGUGUAUAUGUAUAUAUAAUAUUUAAAAAAUUAACUUAGAGUAAAAUUAUACACCUAUGUAUAUAUUAUAAUAUAGUGUGUGUGUGUGUAUAUGUAUGUGUAUAUAUAUAUAUAUAUAUAUAUAUAUAUAUAUAUAUAUAUAUAUAUAUAUAUAAUAAAAAAAUCAAUUAAAAAUAAAUAAAAUCUAUAUAUAAUUUUAUUCUAACUGUAUUUUGAUAUAUAUAUAUAUAUAUAUAUAUAUAUAUAUAUAUAUAUAUAUAUAUAUAUAUACUUAGAAUUAAAUGUUAUAUAUCUAUGUAUAUAUAAAUAAAUACAAAUAAUAUGAAAUAUAUAUAUAUCCAUAUACAUAAUGACAUAAAUAAUUUUGUAAAUAUACACGUAGACUUCAAAUAUAUUAAUAUGUAUAUAUAUUUAAAUUCAACGUGCAUAUUUAUGUAAUAUUUUUACAUAAUUAAGUAAUUUUAUUGAGUGAAUUUUAUUUGAGACCUGUCUGACAACCCAGGCUGAAAGUCCAGAGAAUUGAAUUUGCUAGCACUAUAUUUAACCCUGUAACUUUCCAUGACACCCUAAAACCUGUACAUGGGGGGUACUGCUUUGCUCAGGAGACUUCGUUGAACACAAAUAUUAGUGUUUCAAAACAGUAGAACAUAUCACAGCAAUGAUAUUGUCAGUGAAAGUGACUUUUUUUUGCAUUUUUUCACUCACACACAGCACUCUCACUGAUAUCAUUGUUGUGAUUCGUUUGACUGUUUUGGAAAACUAAUAUUUGUGUUCAGCAAAGUCUCCCGAGUAUAACAGUACCUCCAUGUACAGGUUUUAUAGUGGUUUUUGAAAGUUACAGGGUCAAAUAUAAGGCUUGAUUUUCUGUUUUUUGAUAUUGAAAUUUGCCGAAUUGGUUAUGUUGCCUUUGAGAGCGUAUGGUAGCCCAGGAAUGGGAAUUACCCCCAUGAUGUCAUACCAUUUGCAAAAGCAGACAACCAAGGGUAUUCAAUAUGGGGUACGUUCAGUCUUUUUUAGUAGUCACUUAGUCACAAAUACUGCCCAAAGUUAGCGUUCAUAAUUGUUUUAUGCAUUUUUUACAAACACAUAAAUACUAACUUUGGCUAGUGUUUGGACUAAGUGGCUACAAAAAAGACUGGACAUACCCCAUAUAGAAUACCCUGGGUUGUCUGCUUUAAAAAAAUAUGUACAUGUAAGAUGUGAUUCAGAGAUUUAUGACAGAUAACAGUGUUACUAUGUCACUAUUGAUACAUUUCAAAAUAUAUAUAUAUAUAUAUUUUGAAACCGCAAUGUCCUACUUGUACUUAUAGCCCUAUAACUUGCACACAACAAAAGCUAAGGCAAUGUUAACAUUGGGUAUUUCUAAACCCAGGACAAAAUUUAGAAACUAUUUAGCAUGGGUGUUUUUUGGCGGUUGUAGAUCCGUAACAGAUUUUGGGGGUCAAAGUUUCAAAUCUUUUUAUCAUAUUUAUAUUUAUUUUUUUAUACUAAAUUAUAUGAUAUGACGAAAAUAAUGGUAUCUUUAGAAAGACCAUUUAAUAGCGAGAAAAACUGUAUAUAAUAUGUGUGGGUACAGUAAAUGAGUAAGAGGGAAACUACAGCUAAACACAAACACAGCAGAAAUGUAAAAACAGCCCUGGUCGUUAACGGUAAGAAAAUUGGAAAACGGUCUGGUCACUAGGGUGUUAAACAAAAAAGUUUUUGGGGUGACUAUAGUGUCCCCUUAAAGCUGCACCUGGCAUUGUGGAAGCACACAGAUGUUCUAGUUGGCAAUGUCAGAAAUGCAGCUCAAUAUUAAAGGGACACUAUUUGCCCCAUAACCACUGCAUGUAAUUUUGCAAACCAUGUGAGAGCAAUUUGACAAAAAUGUCCCUAACCUACCCCAAACACUCCCUGAUUAUCACUGCCCUCUGUGUUGUGUGGAAUCGAUAUUGUUAAUGCACAGUUGUAAAUUCUGCAUUAUCAGUGCAAUUGUGGAAAGGGCGGUCUGUGGGUGUCAAGAAAGAACUCCGGUUUUUCUGCAAACAUUUUGACGACUAACGUGGGACAUCGGCCACAAAUUCUUUGCACCAUAUCCACUGCACUGAGAGUUAGUGGGCAUAGAGGGUUCCUUUAUUUAAAGUUUUGCAGAAACAAUGAAAGGACCAUUGCACAUUAUGUCUGAUCCAGCUGACUCAGAUAAGUCAUUUAAAAAAUGUCCUUGAUAUUCUCAUUUUUGCACAAGAUCCGAUCAAUGCAAACAAGAAACAUUUCAAAAAUUCUGAAUUUGUGUAAAAUACACCUUGUAGCAAACAUCAGACUGUACCAUAAAAUGAACAAUGUCUCUUUUCUUUGCUUCAUCCCCAGGGCGACGACAAACAAUAGAGUUCGAGAACAGGUUCUGCUGGAGCUCAGUUUUGUGAAUUCAAACCUUCAGCUUCUGAAGGAGGAGCUGGAAGGACUCAACAUAUCAGUGGAAGUCUAUCAACACAAUGAGUAAGCCAGCAAUAAAGUCAUAUGGCAGUGUUCUUAUAGAGAUAAGAUAAGAUUGAGACAUAGUUGAAAUAUUUUAUUACUUAAAACUUAAAAAAAAACAAGAUUGACCUUAAAUCUGACCUUGUACACCUUUGUCUUAAAAGCGAACCUGUGUUCAACAAAAAAAUCAAAAAACUCUUUCUCUCUACAUGAUAUAUUCACUCACCUUACCUCUGAUCCAAUGCCGCCAUGUCCUCAGCCUUUUGGUGUUACUAUUCUGUAACACCCACCACUGCUCCACCGGGUCUAUUCUUCGAUUUGUCUACCUGGCUUCAUUGCCAGCAUAUCGGCGUCUGGACGUUCCUAUACUCCUUACUUCAGCGCUAGCAGCAUCGGCUAGGAAGUUACCAUAGCAAACACUGCGCAUGCGCUGUGAGUUGCUAUGUGUGGCGAGCAGAAGCACCACCAGUGGGAGAGAUCUCUUUUGCUCUCCCAAUUCUUCGGCAUAGACUCUCUGCUGGAGAAUUGACUGACAAAUGCAAGAUAUAUUUUUCAAUGGGAUUUUCUCCCAAUCUACACAUUUGCUGGAAAACCUGCUAACACAAUGUAUAGAUGAAAUGGGAUGUUCUUUUUUUAAAAAAAAAAUAAUAUAAGUUGUGGGUGCCCUUUAAAGAUUAUUUUUAAUUUGCUAUUUUCUUUUACAAAUAGCUACAUAGAAAAAAAAUCUGCAAACUAAAUAAAAAACGCAAAAUAAAUUAAAUGCGUUUUAGACAAAAAUAUCUUGAAACAUGUCAGUGGAAUGUAGUAAAACAUAUAAUUAAAUAUUGUAUCGGUUACAAAUGUCCACCUUGAUUUCCCUCUCUCUCUGCUGGGAGCUUAUUUCCCAGAAUGCACCUGGCACCCUUUUUUUCUGCUAUUUCGUUUUACCUUAUUUUGUCAGUGCAAGUUUCAUAGCAACAUACAUGUUUUCUUUAAAAUACAAUAUCUGGUAUUGUUUUGAACCAUUUAACAAUGUCAACACUGCAUUUUUUGUCUCGAUUCAAAUAAUGUUAAAUAUUUGUGAUGACAGGUGCCUCUGGCUCUGAAUGUGUUAACAGGGAUAGGUACGGUUUCAUUCCAACCCUGCCUUUGUUUACCAUAGAAGCCUAUCUCCUGCUGCAGAUAACAGUGCUUAAGUCAGCAUUGCUUGGCUAUUUUGAGGUGGCCUGGUCUUCUUCUUAGCAGAAUUAAUGCCUGACACCUGAUAGUGAUCACCGUAUCUGCCUGGAGGGUGUUCUGUCUUUGCCUUACUGGCUGACCAUUGACCUUCAAGUAGUUUUACCGAUUGUCAAAGCAUAUACUAAAUACAAUAUUUUAUUAUAUCGCGCUAUCUCUUGCUGAAGGCUUACCAUUUCCAUCAGUUCUUAGUUUUUAUCUCAUUUGGGCCAUUGCUUAUACUCACUGGAGAUGGAGAAACGGACACAUUUUGUCCGUCAAAUGUAAGAGAACAUCAGUCUUCGCUGUUCUAUAGGGCUGUCAUUAUGGCCAAAGUUAUAUGUAUCUGGCUGCUCUGCCUUUCCAUUCCCCUGGAAUCUCCUAAUUACAAAGAUAAUUUGUCAUCUGGUGUGUCGAAGAGCACUCGGUAGCAUUUGACCUUAGGGCCUUUGAAAAUAUGAACCUAUAGGGUGGUCCACCAUGGAGGUUAUGUUCUGCAAGUCUCUACGUGUCUUACAAUAAAGGUUUUAAAGAACGAGCUUCUAUUACACAAACAAGGAAAUGGUCAUUUUUAUGCCUCUGGUAAGAAUGUCAAGUUCCUCGGCAAAGCCAUUAUUAAUCUUGUUGAGUAAAAUAUGCAUCCUCUAUCCCCACAAAACAAUGAAGAUUUAUUUUUGUGCAAAAUUGUUUAUCACCGUUACUAUAUCCAAAGUAUAUUUUUUUGCGAUGGGGUAUAGCCUGCCUUUUGGAUCUGACUGAGGGCAUAUGAUGAGAGAUCUAGGAGGUCAGUAAGAAAUGAUAGAAUGGAAAAACACACAACUUUAAGUAAAAGUCAUGUGCGACAGAAGAGUGCUUUUAAAUGAAGCACAACUAGCUGUUGCUUGUGUUAGUCUGAAAAGGCACAGACUGGGCAUGUUGUACAAAAUAACUUCCUUUCCCAUGAUUCUCUCAUUCUCAAGAUUACAAAGCUACCCAAUAAUCAUAGGUUAAUUUAAACUCAUAAUCAGGACAGUGGUAACAAAAAAUACCAGACCUUCAAAUGGCUGGGCUUACAGCACUUUCUAAAUUGUGUUUACAUAACACACCUGUAUGACAUGUUAGUGUAGUAAGGGACAAGCCGAAGUCUACGGUCUGGAUAGUCACACAUAUAAAGAAACAAGUCAGAAAAAUAGAUACCAGAAAACAGAAUAAUCAAAAUAAGGCAGGUCAGUACCAAAUGGACACAAAUUAAUGAGAGCAAAAGAACCAAGAGAGUUCUGUUCAUAUGGUGAGUUUAUAUAAGGAUACUCUGAAAUGUCACGUUUUGCUUAGAAACUGACCAAGAGUGGAAUAGGUGCUGGGAAACUUGUGCACUGACAUCAUAUCGAUAGGAAUAAUAAGAUAAUUAGCAAAACCUGCCUUGCCUUUUCAGAAGACCGUUGUUAUGUCAGAAUCUAGUAAUCAAGUUCUUUAAUCAAAGCCAAACCCUGGCUCACCCAAAAACAUAGGAAAUGUAGUCAAAGAACGGAGGACAACGUUGGAGAGCCCUGUAGCCAAAACGCAAACUACAGAAUAUGAACUUCCCUUUAUAUUGGGUCAUAUAGUAGAUGUUAACGUACAGUGAUAAGUGGUGAUAAAUAGAAAAUAGCAUUUAUAUUGUGCUAAUUUUUUACAUAUUAACAACCAUACAGACCACAUAUUGCUUCUUAAUUUAUUUAUUCUUCCAUAUAGAUGGAUUUUCAUGCUAAUGACAGGGUCAUACAUCUAAGCAGAACUUUUUUUUAAAUAUCAGAAUACAGGGAUGCUCAAAGAAACCAAUCCAUUAAAGGUGCUUUAAAGACGGUUCAUUCUGCUUUAAACCUCUCAAUAUUAAACAAGUGAAACCAGAGUUGUUAGGAAUUCAUAGUGAAAUUCUAAUUAAUGCCAAAUUAGCCGAACUGAAAACAUGGCUUCUCACUCAUCUUUUUCAAAUCGGCUAUUGUGGCCUGAAAUGUAAAACUUUGCUUGAAUUCUCAUAGAAACCCUGACUGAUCACUCGUCAGUGAAUAAUUUUGUUAGGUUAUUUCCCAUUUUCGUAAAAGGUGUGCAUAAUUACAACUGAUUGCACAUUUAUGCCAAAUAAUCCGUGCAUGACUUGCUAAUUGACGUUUAGGGAAACACCCAAUUUGUAUCAGUGAUGUAUGUAGUUUGAUCAUGAUCUUAUUUUACGAUUAGCUUUCCACUGAUACUGCUGAUUCACCCCCUUUAUAUUAAACUAAAACCAGGGGGAUUAUUUUUACUCCUCAUGACAUUUAGUUAGGUGAGCCUGGUGAUCUGCAGGUUUGGGGUAUCUCAGAGUAGUGGUAAUGAUUCAGUCAUAAAAGGAUUAGAUUUACCAAGGUGUGAUUCAGUUCUCAGCAUUCUAAACAGUAACACGGGGUUCUCUUCCUGUACAGAAACGAUCAGUGUAUGUAAUAGAAUACAAAUAAUUGAAAAUAACUAGAGCAGUUGGUUAGCUCAUGUUUCCCAGGUGUCAUUGACUUAAAACUCCCAUAAUUUCUUUAUAGUGAUAUCGCGUAUGAGUAGUUUGACACCCCAAAGUUUUUGACUUGUCAUUGUAUUGAGAAAAAAUAAAUGAUAAAAAAACGAAGAGGAAAAACCUAAUUUUAAUGUAAAAUGUUGUGUUAUAUCGCUGAUCUUUGUGGAUUUUUAGUGUACUUAUUUUUACGGCUCUGUAGCAGAGGGUUCUGGGAGUUUAAAUAUGGCAACAAGCUGUAACAUGGCAUAAGUGUAUUUCACCUGUAGCAACUGAGACAUAAAACACUGUGACCAUUGUGCGUGGGCCCUGUCUCUAUUCUAGUUCAUGUAAAUACAUUGUGUUCGUUGAAACAGAAUACAUGUGCUAUAGGAACCAGACUCAUGUAUUUACAGUGAAGCAUUUUUUUUCUUUUUUUCUUUCAGACAAAACUCCAACAUUCCUCUUAUACCUCUAGGGCUUAAGGAGACAAAAGACGUGGAUUUCACAACCGCAUUUAAGGUAAUAUUAGGAAAUCUGCCAUUUCAUACUCUAAUCUUUGUGCCGUGUACAUUGUAAUACAGGGCCUAUGUACCGCUGGCAUGUCACACAACAUUCAGCACAGAAUUCUUUUUAUUAUUACACUGCCAACAGCUGUGGGAAUAUUUUAUAAAAAGAGUCUCUAACAGACAAUUGGUUCUAAAAAUAAAGCAAUCACUAUUAAAAUUAAUUAAAUAAGCUGCGGUGUUCUCAUGGUUUCCAUGGUGAUUGCUCAAUUGUUAGUGUUACCGCACUCUUCUAUGCUUCUUGAAAUUCGGUAUUCUAUAAUCCAGGGGUGCCCAAUAGGUAGAUCCUCAGAUGUUUUAAAACUACAGCUUCCACAAUGCUUUGUGAUUUUUAAAGACAAUCUAAAUGCAUGUUGAAACAUCAUGGGAGUUGUAGUUCUACAACAUCUGGGAUCUACUUUUUAGGCCCCCCCAGCUCUAAUACAUUGUAUACAUUGAUUGCAUAAAUUAUAGAUCUUUAACCCCUUAAGGACCAAACUUCUGGAAUAAAAGGGAAUCAUGACAUGUCACACAUGUCAUGUGUCCUUAAGAGGUUAAACUCAAUGCUUUUGCUUUAUAUACACGGAGAAUGUAGCCAUUAUAGAUCUAUAUAUCAUAGAUCAUACAUCUAUACUUAGAUGACUUGUCUUUUUUAUAGCAUGCUAAGGGUUACAAGUUAUGAUAUAUCACCAAACUAACCUAUAUAUAAAAAUGAACGGUUUCUCCUGUUUAGACCAAAAGGAUCUAAUUUUGGUGUCUAUGUGUGUCUUGACUGCAUUUUGUUUUAAGACUGCCACCAUAUAAACAGUUCUAUUAUGUCUAGUCGUUAACCCAUUGUUUUGCUGUCCACUGCCCAUCACAAUAGGGCUCAAAGAGUUAAGAUGUUUGUAAGCACGGCAGCAGAUUGUCGCAUUGGAUGCUGCGUACAGUUUUUAUCUUGUUUACAAUGUUACCAAAACACAAAUGCACCUCGUACCUUGUAAAGAACACUUUUAAUGUUUCUAGUAAAACAUCCUGUGGAAUGUCUUGCUAUAAAAGCUUAUGUGUUACUUAAUGAGAAGACUUAGUUUAGACCCAAAAACGAGGCACACUCAGAAGACAGAGGUCAGGGGAGCUAUUCGUAGAUGUGAUUUAAUUGUCUAUUGGCCAAGUGAAACUACUCGUGCGUCAGGAACGAAUUUGCGUAGUACAGUUGUAAUAAGCUCUUAUGCCAAGUUCAGUAUCAAACUUUGAGUCACUCUUAGUCACACCUCUCUGCUAAAGGAAGUGGUGUGGCGUCCCUAACAUUAUCUUAAAGGAGCAUGCUGUGUAUCCACCCAUUAACUGCAGAAUAUAUUAACGGUGAUUAAUCUUUGAAAUAUUUAGGAUUCACAAUCAGAGCUAUUUAUACUGAUAAACCUUGAACACAUGACCUAUAAAUAGAAUAUUUUAUUGUCCAAAUACGCAAUGUAGUGUUUUACGAUGCACAGCUCCUUAUUUCGACACUGUGAUAAACUUCUGGAAGAUUUACAAGUACCAGCUCUGAAAUAACAGAUGGCAAUAAAGUGGCUAUAGUGGUUAAUUAUUAAUGUAACAGAAAUCCUUUGCAUGAGAGAUGGCUUGUAAGCAAUGUGACAAUUGUGGUGGUAAUAAGGAUGGUGUCGCAAGAAAUUAGUCAGGACAAAUGCGGUUUUAUUUUGAUUAACAAGGAUGGUAAAAAGUCAGUCAUCUGAAUGAUUACUGGGUUACAAAGUGUACUAAUUAGCAGUCUUAUGGCAGGAAAUUUGCUGGGAUUUGUUAUUAGGAUGGAAUGCCAAUCUCCUCUUCGGGUCCCUUAUGUUUCUUCUCCCAAAGGUUUAUCAAGAAUUUCGAUACGCUAAGCACAAAUCCAUUCUCCCCCCUCCUUCAUGUAAUAUUUCUCCUCUCUUAUACUUAAAUAUAUAUUCACUUAAAGGAACACUAUAGGCACCAGAUCAAGUUCAUCAAUAUUAAGUUGUUAUGGUGUGAGGAUGUCCCCCGGCACCUCAAUUUAAGAGUUAACUUAUUUAUUAAUACAAAAUACAGAAAUUAUUUUCCCAUGUGUUAAACUUGUUGAGUGUCACAAUUGCUAACAUCCAGACACUACUACACACAAACUGAUGUUCCCCUAUUUAGGAGGGACUGUCCCGAUUUUGGGACCAAAUCCAUCUGUACCUCUCCCUCUAUGAUGUUGGUGUGUCUGAGCGUCUAACAGAGCUCCACAGAAAUAAUACUCCCAGUAAUGUGUCUUUAAACUACAAUAAAAGUGUCUGUUUAAGAUUCAUUGUUCUUGUUCUAAAUUUACAUUUUAAUUUUAUAGAUUAUUUUUAAUAAGUAAUCUAAAAUUUCUCAGAUCAGCCUACCUUGCCAUAUCCCCAGUCAUACCCCUAAAAUAAAAUUGCCUCUCAUGAUGUAUUACUUUACAGAAAGGGUAGUGGAUGCAUGGAAUAGCCCUCCAGCUGAAGUGGUAGAGGUUAACACAGGGAGGGAGUUUUAGCAAGCGUGGGAUAGGCAUAAGGCUAUCCUAACUAUAAGAUAAGGCUAGGGACUAAUAAAAGUAUUUAGAAAAUUGGCCAGACUAGAUGGGCCGAAUGGUUCUUAUCUACCAUCACGUUCUAUGUUUCUAUGUUUCUCUCUGUCUAUUCAAAAUAUUGAGUUGUAGGCAAUUCUCACAUGCCACUGACACUGAGAGUUAAUAGCUGGAGGGAUAAGAGACAAGUAGAUCAUACUACAUUCAAAGAAUGCAUAUUACUUCUGUUUAAAAACAAUACAGAAAUCAGCUAUUUCUCGCUUAUCUUGAACAGGAAAUAACAUUGCAAGGAUUGUUCUCAAAGCUUAAUGACUCAUUUACAUUAACUAAUUGUUCUGUUAAUUGAUAAACUAUCCUGAUUAGAUAUGAGUUUAUGAGAUUGGAAGUGCUUUGCUAAUCAUUGUCCUGUUUACAAACAGCAAGGACUGUGUGUUAUAAAAUCUAUCCGAAUAAUCUUUCACUAUUACAAGGAUUUAUUGGUUUCAUUGACAUUCUACUUAAUACAAUGGACUCAAACAAUCCCUUUUAAUCCUUUUACAGUCAGUGGUGUGCUCAACGCAUUUAAAAGUACACAUUUGGCAUACAAUUGGUUCAACCUCUAUUUUGGGUUAAUGAACGGAUGGGGGUCCAUUCAAUGACACUAAUAAAGAUCGUAUCCUUAAUGAUGUUAGCAAAGUAUGCUAUAUGAAACCAUUAGCACCCAUGAGGUUUAUUUAGAUGUCAAAAAGAAAAUGUAUUGAACUGAAAAUCAAAUUGCAAAAUCUAGACUAAACUAACCAAUCUGUGAAAAUUUGGGAGAAAACUGUGAGAUUUUUUUUUUAAAAUAAGCUCUUUGCUAACAUUUUGCAGUUUUCUUUUCCCCUAUGUGUUACAUUGUAACAUCUGUAAGCAAAACCGGUUUUAUCGUACAAUAUAUUUACAAAUCACGCCGUGUUAAUCACCCUCUGUAUGUGUUUUUUUAGAGUGUUGCUAAGCACAUUCCUUUUUUUUUUUAUUUUUUUUUUUAAAGGAUUUUAUUCUGGAACAUUACAGUGAAGACGGAUCUGAUUAUGAGAAUGAGUUAGCGGACCUUAUGGAUCUCAGACAGGUAGUGACCAUGUGUUUGUGAACUGUAAAGUCCGGGGCUAAAGUGCAAUAAAUCACUUUAUGGGAUUUGGUUGAUUUUUAAGCCUGCAUGAUUGUGCCUUGAGUCUUAUCUAAACAAGUGUUUAAAGGGACAUUGUAGGCACUGUAACUGCAUCAUCUCAUUUCCUCUGGUGCUGUCCAUUUUGUUCUUUUUUUUUUUUCUAAAUUCUAUAUUUAAUAUUUUUAGUUUCAUAGAAUGAUAAAUAGUACAGUCAUAUCCAGUUUACACGUGUAUGCUGUUCGUUUACAAGCUAGUGAGUAAAUAUACCGCACAACAUGGGUAACGCAUAGAUACAAGAUACGAUAUACCAUGGUAAGUUGUCAAUUGGAAAAUUAGUUACAGACAAAAGAGAAACAAUUUUGAAAACAAAGUGAGAACUGCUUCACGUUCUCCUCAUAAUAUAGCGCAAUGGAGGUGUAAACUUAUCAAACUUGUUGGGAAUGUUGGAGUUUGAAAUGGUUAAUCAGUGUUUUUAAUGGUUUCAAGCCCCAUUCCUUCUGUGCUGCUUGAGUAAUGAGAAAGUAUUACCCUGAGCAGCAAUGGGGGCGGCUGUGAUUGGCUGAGAUCACUUUCAGCCUAUCACAGUCCCCAUUGCUGGUAUAAAAUGGUAUGGCUAGAAGGAAGGGUGUAACCUCUGCUUUAGCCACACCUCCUGUGCGGGCGGGACUGUGAGUGGCCAGGGAUCCACUUUCAGAGUUAAACUGCUUGAAAACGGUUUAAUAUUGAAAGCAGGGACUCCACGCACUACAGCCAAUUCAAUUAGAUGAAAUGGUUAUAAUGCCCACAGUGUCCCUUUAAAGCGUCACUGUCACCGACAGUUAAAUAAUAUAUACAUAUACAUAAAGGCAUACAGCUGUGCUUCACGUGCAUCUAGUAAACACAGACACCUUUAACAAAGAGCAGUACAUUAUACACACUCAUGCUGUAGGCCAGUAAUGGCUAACUUUAGCAUCCCUGAAGGCUUCCUGAGCAUCAUGGGAAAUUCAGAUCAUAGGCAGAGGUGGACGCAUAGCGUGAUGUGUGUAGAAUUUGCAGUUUUCCAAGUAAUUAUUGUGCUGGUUAUAUUUAUUCUGAUGAAUAUCAAAGCUGUUUUGAUCACGCCUGCAGCUCUAGAUUUGUUAUCUUCACAUUUUCGUUAGAAAUAUUGAUGUGAGUUUUUGCAAUCCGAUCUUAUGAUCUAUUUACAUAAACAUGCCCUGCUAUAUGUAUUUUACCUGCCGGCUGAAAAGCGUAUCAAAGGAAGAAUAAUCCGAGUUCGUUACCAGAGCAUUAAACCGAAAUGUAUUGCUUGCGUUUCCAAAAUAUGCCAUAUUUCUUAGAUUUGGAAUUCUGUAACCUUUGUAUCCCAUGAUGAGAUCAUGCUAGCUUAACGAUCAUUGCUUAAAAUGGUCUUUGAACCCAGCAAUGUGUCCAAGUCAAAGUGUGAAAUACAUUAAGCAUAAAGAAACAAACAAUCUGCUCAUUUUUAAUGCUGUCAGUGCCUGUAACAGUUAGACAAGUCAGCUGCUGUUUGUAGUGUUGCCGGCAGACUGUCUUACAGAUUGGACAAUGAAGUUUGGACCUCACAGACCUCAUUAAAAUGUUAUAGAUCAUUAUGUGGCGAGUGCAAAUUUAGUCCUAGAGUAGAAAUUAACCCCGUGGUAGUAUGCAAUGGAUUGUAGUGGUGAGCAAAUUUUUAAGUGUGUGUCAGUAGAUUGGAUUUGAAAAUGUCUUCUUUAUAUGUUAUUACACGAUAAGUCGAUGUGUAGUAGAGGCAUCUUCACGUUUGUUGUUUUUCUAUCCUCCUAGGCAUGUCGGACCCCUACCCGAGAUGAUGCUGGUGUUGAUCUACUUGUGGGUUACUUCCAGCAGCUCGGAUUUAUUGAGAACCGAUUUUUCCCACCAUCACGGAAUAUGGGAGUAAUAUUCACAUGGUAAGCAUUGGUAACACAUUUUCUUAGCUAAUGAUAUAUUUUGCAUAGUUAUACUGGUUUAAUGAUACGUAUGCCAAAUAUCAGAGUAUCGCAGUAUCUUAUAAUACCUUUUAUUAUCGGAUUAACAGAAUGUUCCUUGGGGUCCACGCCGAGAAGCUGGCUGUGCCAGAAAAUUUCUGUUAGCCUAAAUAAAAUAACAUUAGAAAUUGUAUUUUCAUAGGAAAAUAAAACAUGGGCAAAAUCCAGGUAACAGGUUAAUAGUAUCUAGAUUUGAGGAUGUACUUGAAAACAAAUGAAAGGUAAAUAUGUCCUGCUUGGUUAAAUAUUUAGAUAUUAUUCUUGUGCAGUACACUUCCUGGGCUGGAAACCAUCUGGGUCCGAUUUAAGUUUCCUAUUGCUUUGGUUUUGGAAGGAAGGAUGAAAAUUUAUAUUGGAAAUAUCUGCCAUCCCCUGCAGAUUUAGGAACUUCUAAAUUAACAAAUUUUAAUUUAAAGGGACACUCCAGGCACCCAGACCACUUCUGCCCAUUGGAGUGGUCUGGGUGCCAACUCCCACUAUUCUUAACCCUGCAAGUGUAAUUAUUGCAGUUUCUUAUAAACUGCAAUAAUUACCUUGCAGGGUUUUCUCCACCUCUAGUGGCUGUCUACUAGACAUCCACUAGAGGGCACUUCCUGCUCUAUAGCACAGAAAACCUGUGCUAGAGCGUCGCUGGACGUCCUCACGCUAUGUCAGGACCUCCAGCGUUGCUCAAUUUCCCAUAGGAAAGCAUUGAAAAGCAUUUUCAAUACUUUCCUAUGGAGAGCUCUAAUGCGUAUGCACGGCUUUGCCGCGCAUGCGCAUUAGGUCUCCGCCGGCGGGUGGGAUCAGUCUCGCCCACCGGCCGACAUAAUGAAGAGGAGGAGCGGCGGCAACCCGACACCACUGCCGAGGGACAGGGGCAGGGGUCUCAGGUAAGUGACUGAAGGGGUUUUCACCCCUUAAGCAACCGGGGAUUGGGAGGUGGGAGGGAGAGGGGACCUGCAGUGCCUGGAAAACGGAUUGUUUUCCUGGCACUGGAGAGUCCCUUUAAGGCUUUGCAUGUUGGGGUUUUUAAAAAUAAAUAAAUGUAUUAUUAGCUCAGUGCCCCAAAGUGCAACUCACACCAGAUUCGUAGGUGCAUUUUUAAUUUUUUUUAAAUCUGGAUUAUACUUGGAUUGCUCUACCUUGAAGUCGAUAUAAACUUAUUUUUAGGGUUUGCACAACAGUAACCAACCUCAUGCUGAUGAUUUGCAUUAACAAUGAAACAGCUGUCCAUGAGUGCUUCACAUGCAUCGUUUCCUAAGUUGUUUCAAAGCUGUUGUAUACAGCAAACACAGACUCAAAGGAAUCCAUGUUUAAAAUAGAAUGAGGCAAAAAUGUGAUUAUUUGUUAAAGUAAUUUGCAUACGCCUACCCAGAAUCCUUUGCGUUAGUAACAUCACCUCAGAUUUGUGGUUUCUGUGGGAAAAAGCAAGUCUUUUUGUUUAACAUUGUAUUGACUAUAUAUAUUUUUAUUUAUUUUUUUUGUGCUAAAACAUUGCGAUUUAGUGUAGAAUGGAAGGACCAUGCCAGGGGACUCCAGACACUAUAACCAUUUCAAUGAGAUGAAGCAGUUAUGGUGACUACAGUGUCCCUUUAACCGUCACGUAAUAAAACAAAGAAAAUGUCUGUGACGGCCAAUUCAAUAUUGUUUAAGAAUGAGCAAUAGCAGUGCCUCUGUAUUCUAGGUGAUGGGGGUUAAAUAUGUACCCCUUUUUAAUGUAGCCAUCUGUUUGCUUUGCAGGUAUGAUUCAUUCACCGGGGUGCCUGUUAGCCAGCCAAACAUCUCAUUGGAGAAGGCCAGCAUUGUAUUUAACAUCGCAGCCCUGUAUACUCAAAUUGGAACACGCUGUAACCGACAGACGAAGGACGGACUGGAAAAUGCCAUCAGUGCAUUUAAAAGAGCUGCAGGUACUCUUCCUACUGUAGACCUUAAUCAUGAAAGUAUUGUGAUGUCUGAAUGAACUGUAUCUGUGCAUGAAUUUUAAUUCAAGCCCGGGCUCUAUAUGUUUUAACACAUACACGUCUUUCAGAUCCAUCAGCAAUCUGAUUUUCAAAAUGCCUGUAUCAGUGAGGUUUUUUUUUUUUCCUGUAAAUUAGGAUUUAUGUAAGAAUGGACAGUGAUGUAUUAGGCCAAAGUAGCUGAUUUUGACAUGUGUUUUCUAUACCGCUCAGUUAGUAUGGCUUACAGUUUGCAGUUCCCUUGCCAGUUCUCUCCAAUUCCCCAUUUUUUUUUUAUGUAGCAGUUAUUUGGUGAUUUCCAUUGCACGUAGUUUUCUAUAAAGGUGUGUUCUCAUUUCUCUGAACCUUUGGGUGAAUGAUUAACUUAUUCUGUUUGGGUUGGGUUGUUAGCAAGUCAAGUAACCAACACAAACUUCUGUUAUUGGAAAAUUCUACCUGCGAGACGCAAAUGCGAUUUCUAUAUCUCCGCUCCAUCCAGCUAGUGGGUCAUCACAAACAAAGCAAGCGCAAAAUACUUGGAAACAGGACAUCUGGGCUUCCAUUUCUCCAUGUUCCAUACCAUGAUUACUGAGAACAACUUGUACUGUUUGACUUUGCAGACGUUUCCUCCAGAGUACUGCUUUGCGCAUUUGCAUAACAUAGUUAAAGGAUUACAUCAUAUAUAAACUGGCAAAAAAUAAAUAAAAAAUUAAUAUAUUUGAAGGUGCAGUCUAGGUGAUAAUGUCCUUCACAGUACAAUAAAAGUAUACUUUAUAAUUAAUAUGAUUUAACCCCUUAAGGACACAUGACGGAAAUAUUCCUUCAUGAUUCCAUUUUAUUUCAGAAGUUGUGUCCUUAAGGGGUUAAAGUGGUUUUUAUUAUUAUUAUUAUUAUUAUGGACGCGUCUUGUUUUUCUUUGCUACAAAAUAAUUUACCACUUAAGGACUUAUGAUAUUUCAUGCCAUCCUCACAAUCUGGUCCUUAGAGAUCCUGUGCAAGGUCCCUUUUGGGGUGCACUGCUUGGUGUAACAAAAGGCUCUGCCUUUAGUAGAAUGAGAGUUAUUACGGGAGGGGGGAGGUUAGGCAGACUAUAUUUAUGUUAUCGGCUGCUUUAUUUGCAGUGGUAGCUGAGUGUUUUAUGUCCCACUUUUGUUGCUUGCCUCUAGUUAAUGAUUAUAGAUGUGUGAACUGUGUAUUGUUGUUUUACUUCUAACCUCUUUCUGUAAGCCAUCGAGCUUGGCCGUUGUCACCCCUGCACUGCAUUUAGUAAUAGUAUGGGUUAAAGGGUACAAGUUGGGAUUUUAUAAUAAUAAAAAAUAAAAUAAUGAAAUUCUACUUUAUACAUUUGUUCCUAUCAAAUCUGUAGUAAAGAGGAUAACAUUAUUAUAGAUGCACGCCGUACACUUAGACAAAUCCCUUGAACAUAUGUGUAUGUUUGCGUUUGUUUUAGAGAUAGUUUAAGCCCACUGCUUGUGUUUUGUUACUCUCCAUAAUUGGACAGAUUUGUUUAGAUAACUGGGAGCUGAGGUUAGCUCCAAGUGACUAUAGACCCUGGUUUGAGAAAAACUGGAAGAACAUCACCCAAAGACUCCAUACAAAAUAAUUACCACUUGAAACUGCAGUGAUUAUGGUGCUGGGGUGUCUCUUUAAAUGUUUAUUUUGAACACUUUUGAUUUGCCUUUCCUAGCAUCUAAUUAAACCGUUUAUCUUCUUUAUAUGCCUAAGGGGCUCCCAAAUCCUAAAAGUACUUAGCAAACCCUGAUUCAGACAAAAAAAGUAUUGGCCAAAAUCUUCCAUCUCCUGUUUGUUUGUUUCAUUGAAAGAUAAUCUGGAAAAUAGAAUUUACCAAGCUUUAUAGGCUUCUUGCUAGGGUGGGGGUAAAAAACUUCUAGGAUGUAAAGGGCCUGGGGCCUUAAUUAGAUUUUGUAACCGAGGUCAGUGUACUUAAAUAGAUAGGGUGGACCUUAAGCUGUACAAACCCAAAUAGGCACACUCAGAGUUAAUGCUAUACAGACUAAUUUCCUCAUACGUGUAUACUAAGGCUUUAUUCUGUUCCUUUUUCAGGUGUACUCAGCUAUCUGAAGGAGACGUUCACCCAUACCCCAAGCUAUGACCUGAGUCCAGCCAUGUUGGGAGCUCUCAUCAAAUUGCUUUUGGCUGAAGCCCAUGAAUGCUACUUUGAGAAAAUGAUCUUAUCUGGGAUCCAGAAUGAAUUCUGCACGCUGGCAAAGGUGGCACAUGAGUCCGCUAAGGUAUGUUACUUUAUUACGUACAGAUGUCAUUUUUAUGUAUUGUAAAGGAAUAAUUUGCUGACAACUUCAAAAGUAUGAACAAAAAAAAUAUAAAUUUUAGAUUUGGAGUGAGUGGGCAAUAUGACACGUGUGCAUACCCAUUAAAGUCUGUUAUAAUGACUCAUAUAAGGACCUGAGAAUUGCCGUGCAGUUUAAUAAAAUGUAUUUUAACACCUAGUCCAACUUCUAAAAGGGAAGCUAUCACUUCUCUGGAAAUUACACAUUUGAAUAAAACAUUAUAUAAUUUGUGUUAACCAUUUUUUUGUUUUUCACAUGAUUCUGUUUUUUUUUUCAAAUGUGUAUUGCCAAUUUAGUAACUGACUUCACAAUCCAGUUCAGUCCUGGCACAGCCAAGGCACAUGUUGUAUUGUUGAGGGAGAAAUAGAAACAUUGUUUCUUUUUCUUCUUCUCAUCUUUCUGUGCUGACUGCCAGGUGGAAAGGGCGUGGCUUAUAACAGGGAGCCAAGAUGGAGGCACCCAGUUCCAAGACCGAGGUAAAUGUAGCAGUGUGGAUUUCUACAUUUCAUUUUAAUUUUGAGACCUCGCAAACACACAUGUAUUACACAUAGUGUUAAGUAAAGAGAAUUUGAAACAUUCUUGGCAGUUUUAUUUCAAAUAGCGCUUGGAUUCUCUGUUAUAACAAUUUCAGCAUCGCUCAUCCUAAGAGAUCAGAAAUUGCAGUUCCAGAUUUUAUUUUUCCAUAAAAAAAAAAAAAAAAAAAAUUGGUUGUCAUCUGUACUGGAACUCCAAUGCAGAAAGAAAACAAUGAAUUAUGUAUUAUAGGCGAUCUAUACCUUUUUGCUUAUGUGUGUUAUAUUUAGAAUAUUUGUUUAAUUUUUUCCAGGUCAGCCAGGUCCACAGCCAAGUCUUCAAUGCAAUGAUCCAAGCACCAAUAAAAGAGAACGUCCCAUAUUCAUGGUCGGUCAUGGUCCAGGUGAAGGCAGAACAUUACAAAGCCCUAGCACAGUACUUUGUGUCCAUCAUGCUCAUCGACCACCAGUGUGAGUGGGAGCUAUGUAUUAAUGAACCCAUACUAACGUACUGACUUGUCAAUAAUGAUCAGCUAUGGGAUUUCUCAACUAAACAGCGAAUUACAGUGAAUUACAAAAUAGCAACAUUUGGGACAAAAUAGAUCAAUGGGAACAUUCUCCCACUUCCUGGUUAUUUUAUUAUUUAUGUUUGAUUUCAAUCCACCGUGGUUCACUGUUUAGUGCACAAACCCCUAUGUGUUGUAUAAAACUUGACCUCUUUUGUCUUAUCUAUUCUAAAUGGAUGUAUAGCAGCUGUUUGAAGAUAAGAUGUGUAUAAUUUAAAGUCUCCUUUUUGGAUCCCAUUCACAGUGAAUUUGACUGAUGAUGAGGAUAAGCAGGAGAAAUGCCUGUCCCAACUCUAUGACUCGAUGCCCGAAGGACUGACCGCUCAGACCAUAUUGAAGGACAGACUGCAGCGGACACAGCUAGGUAAAUUCCUUUUGAAUAGUAACUCUAUUCAACCCCUUUUUAAAGGGGCAUGGCGGAGUAACCUGUGUUCCGAGGCACUCCUUUGUCCCUGCAUUCAAACCUGAAAUAAUUACAGCUGCUGCAAUUUGCAGGUGUAAUCCCUCGCCUUCUAUUCAUGACAUUACGAGGAACGUAAUGCUGUACCUUACUGCAUGUACACACGUUACAGGUCCCUAGCAACUUGUACCGGCUCUCAUCAAUUUCUGCAAGAUAAUCUGUGCUGUAACCGCUCUAUGGCAAUAGCAUUGUUGAGUAGUUUCAGUCAUGGUAAAAGGAAUGAAGCUCCUUGGAGCUGCUAAUGGACAGGUCACAUAAGCUCCUAUAUGCUUUUUACGGGUAAUACUUUACUUUUCUUUGUUUUAUCUCGGUUCAUUAUCUCCAUUAUAUGGAACGUGCAGUAGAAAUGAUUCAUUGUUCCUAGUGGAAAAGAAUUCACAAUGUUUUUCAGACAGGUUGGUCUUGCAAGCUCCCCGAACACUCCCUUUUAUUCUGCACAUAGCUCACAUUCCUGUUUGUCCCGUGACAACAGCAAUACAAAAAUCACUAAUAACAAGUCAAGCAGUGAAACCUCACGCACGUACACAGCAACAUUUUAUUAAAUACCUUUUCUUUUUUUAAACUUUUUUUUAUUACAUUAACCCCUCUAUAUCUGCAGACCUUGAGUGCAUUAAGGUUUAUUGUAAUAUUUAGGGGUCAUUUCUCUGACUGCUUUACGGCCCAUUGACCUUUAUCACCCCCGGAUUCAGACCUUGCAAUUCUAUUGUUUGACACAAUGCAGUAAGAUACUAAUUUGCUAGUAUUAUCCAGCAGGCUUUUUUAAGAUCCCAGCUGGGUACACAGCUGGGUAAUUAAAGAAAAUGUGCAUCAGUUAAAAACGUUCAGGGUUAUUAACUAAACCAUAUAUUGUCAGAAAUUUGUCAGGAAGUAGCAAAUUUAAUUCCAAGAUAGCUGAGAUUACUUUAUGAAUUAACUCAAAUUAAAGGGACACUCCAAUGCCCAAAUACAAAAUGAAUUUUUAAAAAUCACUGUUUUAAAGAUAUACCCCAAAUGAAAACGUUCAUGCAUUUAUUUUAUGCGUUUUUCCAUUGGGGCUAUAUCAAAAAACAGCUUGCAAAACCUGCAGGUCUGUUGUCUGCUGCCUUGACAAACCCUCCUUUUCUAACCCCAGCCAGACUUUCUGUGGCUGUCCAAUUACAGACUUCCCAAGGUGCUCUCAACUGUUGCUGUCUCUUGAGUUCAGCACACAUGAGCUAAAGAAACCAGGAAGUAAAAUGACCGGUUGUCUGAUUAAAAGCAGGGGGAGGGCGGGUGUAACCAGUAUUAUUUAUAAAAGUGUAAAUUUCUAUUGAAAUCUGCUCUUUUUCAAAAAUGAAAAAAGAGGGGGCACUCUUCACACGUAAAGCUUUUCAGUAAGCUAAAGUUGUUUAGGGGUCUGGAGUGUCCCUUUAACAUUUUUUACUUGAAACUUAAAUUUUCCUAGUCAGUUCCCAACAACCCCCAGUUUAGUGAUUAACCUCCUAAGUGCCGGUGAGUGAGCAUUGCUUUUCUAUGAACAUCCUUCAGAGCUGGAUAGAGUCGCCGAGUCGGGAUCUAUUAACUAUAAUCCAUGUUUAAACUAGAGCUAAAAUCUGGUUCUCUUUACCCUGCAGGGAAGGCACACCUGGCUAAAGCUAUUGCAAGCCACGAAGAGGCUAUCCGCUUAUCCAACCUUUGUAGCAAGCUGAGGAAUAUCGAUGUCCUCCAGGAAGUUCUGUGUGCAUUCAACAAGAGAUCCCAGCUUAAAUUCUCUCAGCAUCAGAGGACGGAUGAUUUCCUCAAUUUACUCACAGCUCCUGAUAUUGUUGGUAAGUACCGUAGACUGAUUUAAAUCUACCGAGCCUGUUUAGAUCAUAAAUGUACCUCUUAUAGUAAUAUAGAGACGUAUAUAUGCAAUGUUUCCCCAGUGCUGUAAAUGCCCAGUUUGCUGUAGAAUUUAAGUGUAUUCUAGACCUCCGCCUAUACAUAUUGUCUAAUGGGUCACAGUAUCAACGUACAAACAAAUGGUAGCUCACCAGCUCCUGUGUAACUAUAUUUCCCAUGGUACUAAGAAAAAAAAAAAAAGCUUUUGCUAGACGUGAUAAAAUUGUGACAUCUACUGGCAUGAUAUGGAACUGCUCUCAAUGAAAAUCAUUCUUUCGAAACCAAUUAUUUACUCAUGUAAGUAGGCAUGCUAGUGUGAAAAACUGUUGAUCUAAGGAAAAUUAUACUUGUAUUACACAAUAAGAAUUUUAUUACAUGGCUACAAUAUAAAAAAAUAUAUAUAUAUUUUAUUUAUUCUAAAUAAUCACACCUUUCUUAUUUGUCAAAAUAAGCCAAUAAAACAGGUUAAUUCUUCUGCACUUACCAUUUUCACUCCUUGAAAAUCCCCCACAAAAAUUGAUAUAGCUGAUACAGAAUUUGCUUAGGAGUUGGGAGUUUGAUGUUUGUUCAUUUUGUUGAAAUAUGUGCCCCUGUAUGACACAGGAUCCCCCUGUUUUUAUAAACAUAACAUCCCGUGGCCAAUAAAAAGAAAGUGGUCCAGCAGUAACUACAGCAUAACAUGGGUUUCUUAUGGUGAUUAUUAUUGAUUUUAAAACGUGAGUUUUUUUUUUGUUUUUUUCCUUACAGUUCUCUUUAUAACCUGUAUUUUUUUUAUCCCCCAGGUAAGACAGAAUAUAAAGCAGAAAGCAUUCCUCCUCAACUGUCGAGAGUGAAAGUAGUGGACAUUUUUCAGAGACUGGUAUGUUUUACAGGCAAAUUUUCACUAUUAUAUAAUAAUCUUUUGUUAAAGAAAUAGUGUAAGUUGAGCUGUUUUGUGCAGAUCCUCAAAAUAACCUGCUCAAUACCCAAUUACACCAACCAAACCAGGCACCCAUACUAUUCUCUAAACCUGGCACCACUCGCAGUGUCACUAAACCAGGCACCCAGGGCUACACUAUACCAUUCUUUAAACAAUGCCCAAUUACAUCAACUAAACUAGGCACCCGUAGCAAUCACCUUGGCUACCCUCUAACCUAGAUAUCCUGCACAAUGUCCAAUUAUCUAAACUAAAACAGGCCUCCAGUACGAUGCCACAUCGCAUCCUGUAACUUUAAUGAUGUAUCAUGUUCGUUAAGAAAACUUCUACCACCUUCAGGGUCCGCUGUCAGCGUUUUCAGCAAAGCAGAGGUGGUCAGCUCCCAGGAAGAUCCAUUUGACGACUGAAGACGGGGACUUGGGAUUUGUCUUACGAGGGGACUGCCCUGUGCAAGUGACAGCCAUCGAUCCACUCUGCCCGGCAGCAGUAAGUACAUUUACUUUCUAAAAUAAGCUAUUUGUGUGAUAAUAUAGAAAUUGCCCUAUUAGCUUCUCAUUCUGGUAGUGCAAUCAGAAUCUAAACUAAUUUCCUCUAGUUUUUAACUUGAUUGAAGGCUGUGAUCAGUCAGCACUCCAGAUUACGUAAAGAGAGGCAUGAGCACAUAAGCCAUGGAAAUUUAUUUCUGAGAUUGUCCAAUUUCCACUAGGAAGAAAAGCCCAAGUUAAAUCCGGUUUACAUCUGCGAAACAACAUGAUAACAGGACACACUAGGAAACUAUAUACAAAGAAAUAUGAAAAUUAUUUGAUUGUUUGUGAAAAUAACUAUUAUUGAUCUGUUUUUAAUGUGGAUUGGCAUAGACACAUCAAUGUAUCUGUGUAAGAAGGACAUAUUAUAUUAUUAGUGGGGAAUUCCAUUUCAUGGAUCUAUAGUGUAGUGUGUCUGAAGGGCUGUUUGGUAAGAAUGAUCAUAAAUAAUACGCAGCCUUCUAAUUCCCUAAAUUCAGUUAGUAGACUGCCAAUAAGCAUUGAAUUGCUGCCUGUUGUAAUAAUGAUUAUGUUCCCGGACUUUCUGCUGUUAAAUCCUUCAUUCAGUCAAGGCCUCACAUUUAUUCAAUAAAGAGUAACCGUAGGGAACACAAAAAGAAAUUCAAAGAGAAUUAAAAAUUUGAGGCCAAUAUAGCCAAAUUGAAAAAUUCUUUGAAGUCAGCUAUGUUUCCAAUUUGAUUAUUUUGGCCUAAAACAUGACAUUAAUUUUGAAUUGCCAACAAUUCACACUCUAAUAGUGAUGGUGCCGGGAGUCUGCAUGUGCAAUGUUUCGCUGUGAAAUGCUGCACAUACAGAGUUUAACCCCAUUGCUGCCACCGAUGUAACUCCACCUCCGACAGAAUCAUUGGGUGAUUAGCCAGCGCUAAACAAGGAUUCUGGGCUGGCUAAUGUCAAUCCUGUGUAUAUUGGACGUCUGUUGUCAGCACACACAGGUGUCCAGUUAUGGCACGUUACCCCUCUCCAUGCCGCCAAUGUCCUCUCCUCAGCCGACCUCUUCCUACAUUCUUCACCCGGCAGCUAAUAGGAGUGACCGCAGCGGAUAAUUGGGCUGAGGGAAGACGUGGCCUUGGAGGUGGAGUUGGGUAAGGUUAUGUUUUUUUUUCUUGUUUGUUUUAAGUUUUUUUUAUUUUUUUAUUUCAGUAACCCUUUAAGACACACACUGACUGUUUACCAGAUAUGUUAAACCCACUGUGACCCAUAGAGUGUAAGUGUAGACCGAUACACCGUGGACUGUCAAUGACCUACAUUCUAUUAACUUGCAGAGAGAAGGUUUGAAAGAAGGAGAUUACAUUGUAUCCGUAAACGGCAAGGACUGCAAGUGGCGGAGUGUAAACGAGGUCAUGGGUAUGAUUAACGCAGCCAACGCAGAUGUUGACGUUCAGGCCGUCAGCCUACAGGAGUCAACGUCGAGUAUUGUGAGUAUCAUUUUAGUGCAUUCAGCUGUGGUUAGUGCUGCGAUGAACUGUGUGGGUGAUGUUUCUAGAUAUCCACCCGGGAUGUUUAACAGAGCGUGUAUAUGUAUUGGGUCGGUAUGUGUGUCUUCAUGUUUAUAUUAAUCGAGAGAGAAUUAGUAUUUUAAUCUGUGUUGUGGGUUGGAACAGAGGGGUACCAAUAAAGGGCUUGAUUACCACAGCAAGUGGCCAAUCGGAAGGAUGAUUAGAAUAGCAAGCAGCCAAUGGGAGGCAUGAUUAGAAUAGCAAGCAGCCAAUGGGAGGCAUGCAGGGAUUCACACUAGCUGCAUAUUUUACUUGUACUGAGUUUAAAAUCACUAAUUUUAGGUAACAUCCCCUGUAGGCUUUACCAAAGCCACCAAGAGCAGUUAUUCCUGCGUGCGUAAUAAGUUUUAUUUUUCGCAUAUUUUGACUAAACAUUUUAUAGAAUGAACAUGCUUAGGUAAAACAUACAACAGAGUUAUUCACUAAAGUGAGACUUCAAAGAGAAUUUCGAAUUUUGCCAAAACUAGCUGAACCAGAAGCUUAGUUGUUUUUAGGGAAUUUUUCCAGUUUGUAAAUUUGAAAUUCACUUUGAUUUCUUAUUCUAGUGAUUAACCCAGUAAGUUAGUCGUCAUAUGUUAAAAAACAUUCAAUUCAAACUUUUACUGAGGUUUGAGAGAAGAGAAAUAGAACAAGAAGUCACAGAAACAAGUAUAUAUACAUACCUCCUAAUGUGAGCUAUGGAUCUGGUAUGGGAGGGCUCGGUGAGCCAAAGCGGUAGAGACUGGCCCACCCGCUAACUGGUCUGACCAAAAAAGUAGGGUGAUUGACAGCUUGUCUGACUGGCCCACUCAUAUGCAUAGCUUUCCUGGAAACGUGUUAUUUUUCUCUACAUUGCAUGAGUACAUCUUAUAACGCCCUCACACUAUAGUAAUUGGGGACAAUUCACUGGAGUCCCCUGAUGCAGAUGAUGCUCCCAUUGUCUGACAAUGUAAAACAUUGCCUUUUCCUGAGAAACGGUAAUAUUUUCAUUUUGCCAAAAACACACAUUUAGUGGCCGUCAAGCAGACUGCUUCAAGAGCUGCUUCCUCCUUAGGAUACUAUGAUUUUUAAAAGUCUUCAUGUUCAUGCCAUGCUUGAUAUACUUAGUUAAUGCUUCUCAUUUGAUUACCAUUGCAUUAAACACUUUCAUAGAGAGGCACUGGAUUGGUGAAUUCCAUCAAUUUCUCUGCAGGAGCUAUCUGUUGUCGAUGGCUCUCUAUGAGAAGGUUUUGAUUGGACAGAGAUUAUUGGUUGAUGAUCUCACUGUGGGAGGUUAGGCUGUUCUAUGGUCUAAAUCAGUGUUGGAUGGAUGUCAUUGGAGCAGCCAGGUCAUUGUUUGAUGUUUGGUUUUUUUAUACACGUGGUCUAAUUUGAUAGUUUUUUGUUAUUCCUACAGCACAAUAAGAGCGCCACUUAUUACGCCGGCAUGCAAAAAACAUAUUCCAUGAUCUGCCUGUCCAUGGACGACGAUAAGGCCAAGACACAAAAGGCCACAAAGAAACCAUCCUUCCUAAGCUGGGGAUUUAAAAACCGACAGAAAGCCGCAAGCACGCUCUGCCUGCCAACGGCAACAGCAGGAAAGACACCGACAAACCAGCUCUUCCUCUCGCCAUACAACACUUUAGGAAGUGAAAGUGCAAUGUACUAAGGAAUUCUUAGCUGCAAAUCCAAUUUAUUCCAAGGACAUAAAAAAACUAAAUAAGCAAACACUGUGAUGGUUCUAUGAACUCCUCUGAGCUGUGAGAUACUCCGAAACUGCGAAAAAAAAAAAUCUCUUAUGGGAAUUUUAUUUCUUAAAACGUAAUAUUCUAUAAGUAUUACAUUAUAGGAAUAUUGCCAGCAAACUUUACUGCAAAACACACACACGCACGGUGACUGCCCACUUAUCAAACCACCAGAAGAAUUAUUCUUUAUGUCAUACUAUGUGAUGUUGGAAAAACAAAAAGCAUAAAAGAAGUGUAAAUAUAUUUUACCUUUUAUUUUAUUUUUUUUAAGACUUUAAAAUAUAUUUUUCAAAGUUAUAGUUUAUCAUGUUGUGGUACUAAAACAAUUCCUUUACAAAUCGUGAAUAAAGGAGUUAUUUUGGGUUUGGAAGCUCAAAUAAUAAAACUCGAUAUUUUUUCCAUUUCUACCAACUUCUAAAUAAUAAAUAUUUGGAAAUGGCUGCCCCAUACUUCAUAAUGCACAAGGUGUAGACAGUUUAGUUGAAAUAGCCCAACCCCUUAAUCCACAAAUAACUGAAAAUAGAAACUCCUCUAAGUAAUUGAUGUUACUUAUUUAGAAAUGUUUCUUGGUUGCUACAAAAUAGCAAAAAUUAUAUAAAAACACACAAAACCGUAAAAUUCAGAUUCCACUGAAAAUAGUUUUUGUUUUUUUAAAUCUCUGAUCUGAAGUUAUUUUGCCUGCACUAUGUUCCUCUGCCUUUGCGAUUUAAAAAUGAUAAGAAUGUAAUCUUCAUAUCAAGCAUUCUGUAGCAGAUGGUUUAAUUUGUGCGUUUUAAACUUACACCCUAUAUGCUGGCAGGGCUAAAUUUGCAUCCCAGUUACCCUAUUUUGAUGGCGCUCAAAAUAAAAAAUAAAAAAGGAUUAAAUAAAAUACCAUUUGUAUAAAAAUGGUAAAAUAUGAGGCAUUUAAAUUUGCAUAAGAGUAAAAGCAAAAUUAGGAUUAAAUUAUGUUUAGUGUAAUAUAUGAUGUUUGAGAAAUGCCAAAUGGUUCCCGGUUUAUCUGGUUUCCAUGAGACUAGAUUUUAAUGUAAAAAUUCCAGCAUAAUGGAAAAAGCAAGUAAAUAUAUAAAAAAAAUAUUUACUGGUCCUUUUUAAGGGGUUGUAGGCAAUUAGCAGGAAGUGCAUAUAUUGGAAUAGGCGCACCAAUAAAUAAUGACAUUAAAUUAAGGGAAUUGUUUAGUGUGCAUUAUGGGAAAUGUGACAAUUGAUCCUUUUAGAAGAUACAGGAUAAUCUCUUCCUCCAGAUGCUGCUAUAGACUAAGUUGUGACGCUUAGGCUGUGCCUUUUCACAAUCGCUGCUGAAGACGAUUCAAGCUAUAAGGCAGCGAGCUGGGUUCAAAUGUCUGGAACAUUCACCACUCUCUUGUGCAAUGCUGAACUCACUGGCAUGCUAUAGCCUUCACAACGAAUGUUACUAUUGUUAAUAUUUAUAUGGAAUAUGUUAUUAAGGUAUUAUUGUUUAAUUAGACGUUGAUUAUUGUUGAUAAGUGCUAUGUAAGAAAAAGUAGCCAGCUCACUGUGUGCUUUAUGUUAACCUUCCCUUAGGAAAUACAACUAAAUUGGAAGAUAAGGGCAAAAUGAAUGUGUAAACCCCUUUACUGCCAGCAGGUAGUGCUAUGUACAGCUAUACAAACUGUCAGGAAAGGGGUCUAAGUGGAAUAUCAAUUGACUGACUGGGAUUUCACUCAUUUCCUACCGGUCACUAAAAAGGGCAGUGAUUGCUAACCUUGACACCAUAAAUUGUUUCUGGACUGCAUUUCCCUUGAUGCUCAGCUAGCUUUUAGAGUCAAAAAGCUAGCCGAGCAUCAUGGGAAAUGUAGUUCAGAAACAAUUUACGGUGUCAAGAUUAGCCAUCAAUGAAAAAGGGUGAUGGAACUUUUUCUAAAACAAGGUAUGUCUGAGCUACGUGUGUAUAUACUGGUUUAAAUAAAGUUUUUUUUGUUUGUUUUUUUAAUUAGUGUAUUUUUAACCCCUUAAGGACACAUGACGUGUGACAUGUCAUGAUUCCCUUUUAUUCCAGAAGUUUGGUCCUUAAGGGGUUAAAGUGCAUCUGUCACACAAAUAUGACAUAGUAUCACUUGAUAGUGCAUGAAAUGUAAUCUGUGCAUUGUAUUGUCUGUUAUUAUGGUACGGCUGAUUUUAAAGGUCUAGGCAAGACGGGAGCAUAUGAUGGGUUGCCCUACUUACCCUGCAGUAUGUAGCAAGCAACCUUAUGAUUAAAAAAAGAAAAUCAACUAACUGCAAUGUAUGACUUUAACAUGCUGCAGGGUAACACUUUUCAUGUGCUGUGUAUCUACGUGAAGAAACCAUUGUUUUCAAAGGGCAAGAUUCUGCAUUGAAUUUCUGCACAUUUUUCAGGAAUUAUGGGAUGCCUUACUUUGCAUUGUGGGUACGAAAACCCAGGCGUAAUUAAGUUUUGACACUUCACAUUUACUUUUUAUAUCAUGCCUUGGCAAGCUCUCAAGUCAUGAAGGAGUUCAAUGUACUCUGGUUUGUAAUCUUUGACAAAGUAAUUCAGAGGUUAAUGAUGCAGACAAUUACUGUUAAAUGCUAUGUGAACUGACAAACACAUUUCUGUGCAAGUUUAAUCCUACGACCUACUGAAGGACAACGGUAGCAAAAGUUAUUUUAUUUUAAUGUAUAUUUUUUUAUUUCAAGACGUUUUUCAGAAUGAACUUUAACUGUGCAAUAUUUAGAUUGUUGUUUAAGGGAGAGAUACAAUUAAUGAAGUAUUGUAAGCAGAGCACAUUUUGUGAACUGCAAGUUUAACUCCAAUAAAGGUUUAUUAAAGCAAACCGAGCACAUUUGUUUUGUUUAUAUUAACUUUCAGGUUUGAAACUUCUGAUGUCAGCCUUUGCUCCAGUAGGGCUGUUAAUUAUCCAAACAUGUUACUUGCUUAACACUCACACUGCCACACAUACAGGGUAUAAAGGACAGGGUUAUUAACUUAAGUAAAGUGAGAAUUAAACGUGAAUUUCAAA
Molecule: messenger RNA, 46222 nt
Organism: Pelobates cultripes (western spadefoot toad)
Lineage: Eukaryota; Metazoa; Chordata; Amphibia; Anura; Pelobatidae
Source: the annotation of a GenBank genome assembly